CAGGAAUCUUUACAACAGUUGGUUAUGAUGACUCUGCCAAACGUUUUAGUUAUUGGAAAAAAUCCAUUUUCUGGUGAGUAACUUAAUAUAUUUCCUGUAUUUCAGUAAUUUACAAACCAGCUUAGUUUGCUACAUUUGGAGGUCACUUGAGAAAUAUUAAUGUGUUCUUAUAGGUUCUGCACAUGGUAUAAUUACCUUUUUCAGACAAUAUGUAAGAAGUCUGAUAAAUUCAUUAUACUUCGCCAAAGUACAACUUUUUUGUAGAUUUUCUUUGAAAGGGAUACCAUAAGCACCCAAACAUUGGAGCGGUUUUAGGGUAUAGAGCAUGCUACUGCAGUCUCACUGUUCAAUUCUCUGCUAUUUAGAGGUUAAACCACUUUUUUUAUACAGCCAUAGUCACACCUACCAUGCAUGUGACCUACACAGUCUCCAUAACAGAUUUAAUGUAAAUAGAGAGCUAAUGUUUAAACUUCAUUUAUUGCACAGUCUGUUUAAUUUAGAAUUUCUUACCUCAUGGUCUGUUAAUAGCGUGCUAGAGCCUGCAGGAGACUUGUGUGAUUUGAAGUUCAAUUAAAAGAGCAGGAGAUAAAAACUUCUAAAUGAAACACAAUGUGCUGUAACAUCUAAUAGAACAUUUAACCGAUUGGACAGCACUAUGGAAUUUGCUGGCACUAUAUAAAAAAAUAAUAAUGUAUGCUGUGUGACUCCGCAGCCAUGGGAGCUGUGACUCAGGCUGCUUAAACAGAAACAAAAGUGAUCUACUCCUAAAUGACAGAGAAGUGAGCAGUGAGACUGCAGCAGCAUGAUCUAUACCAUGGGUAGGCACGCUUUUAGUAGUAUUGUGCCAAAACAAAAUCUUGAAGUUCCUUGGCGUCCCAGUCCUAUUUUUUUCCUUUUCAGUUGAGGUCUGUAUGUUGCCGUACUCUGCUUGUGUUAUUUCUUGGUGCUGCAGUUGCUUUAUAGCAUAGUAUUUGUGCGUAUGUGGGCUGUUGUUAUAUUGUAUAUGUUCAUGAGUAAUUUGUGGUAUACUAUCUAUGAAGGUGGGCUGUGUUUGGGGGCUGCAUGUGAAAUUGUCACAUAGUGUGUUUGGUGUGUGUGUAUUUGUGGGGCUGCUUGUGGUAUUGCAUGAGGCUGCUUGUGGGGUUGUGUGCAUGUACGUGGAUUGUCAGUGGUGUUGUGUUUGUAGGGACUGUGUGUGUGUGUGUGUGUGUUUUGUUUCUGAGCUAUUUGUAUUAUUCGUAGAUCUGUGUAUAUCUAGAAGUGUUGGUGACUUCCCUGAGGUCCAGUAGGGACCGGGCUAGCCAGGUACAGGUCAAGGACAGGAGCAGCGAUAACUGCUACAGGCUGUUCUACUCCAGUGCAGAUUCCCGUUCACAAGUGCUGCAAUCUGUAAAUUGCGGGUUGUCCCUCACCACCUGCAAUCAUAGCUCAGUUCGCACUAGCAGAUAUUUGAAGUCCUGCUGGGAUUCCUGAUAUGCCUGAACCUGUUUGUCUCUGGCAGCGUUGAGUGCUGUGCAAAUGCACCUCGAGUGCCAUGUAUGACAUAUGUGCCAUAGGUUGCUGACCGCUCUACACACUAAAACUGCUUCAUUAAAGAAACACUAUUGGGGUAGGAAUACAAAUGUGUAUUCCUCACCUUAUAGUGUUAAAAACAUAGAAACAUAGAAUGUGAUGGCAGAUAAGAACCAUUCGGCCCAUCUAGUCGCCCAAUUUUCUAAAUACUUUCAUUAGUCCCUAAUCUUAUCUUAUAGUUAGGAUAGCCUUAUGCCUAUCCCACGCAUGCUUAAACUCCUUUACUGUGUUAACCUCUACCACUUCAGCUGGAAGGCUAUUCCAUGCAUCCACUACCCUCUCAGUAAAGUAAUACUUCCUGAUAUUAUUUUUAAACCUUUGUCCCUCUAAUUUAAGACUAUGUCCUCUUGUUGUGGUAGUUUUUCUUCUUUUAAAUAUAGUCUCCUCCUUUACUGUGUUGAUUCCCUUUAUGUAUUUAAAUGUUUCUAUCAUAUCCCCCCUGUCUCGUCUUUCCUCCAAGCUAUACAUGUUAAGAUCCUUUAACCUUUCCUGGUAAGUUUUAUCCCGCAAACCAUGAACCAAUUUAGUAGCCCUUCUCUGAACUCUCUCUAUAAAGUAUCAAUAUCCUGCUGAAGAUACGGUCUCCAGUACUGCAUACAAUACUCAAAGUGUUCUGUACAAUGGCAUGAGCACUUCCCUCUUUCUACUGCUAAUACCUCUCCAUAUACAACCAAGCAUUCUGCUAGCAUUUCCUGCUGCUUUAUUACAUUGUCUGCCUACCUUUAAGUCAUCAGAAAUAAUCACAUUUGUUAGGUGACCGCUUGUUCCCCUCCCUUUACCCUUCUUAAAUAAGUAGUUUGCUUACCUUUAUUCCUGUGCUGUAUGGAUUUGCUGGCGCUAACCUCACCCUUGAUCUGCCCCCUUGGCAGAGAUCAUCAGAAUUGAUAAUCUCUGCCAAUCCAAUGCUUUCCCAUGGGAAAUUAAUGCAUCCCUAUGAAGAAAGUUUGGCAUAUCCAUGCAGAGCAUGGAGACUUUGACUGACACAGGAAGCACAUCUAUUGGCUGUCUGAGUGACAGCACCUGGAGGUGUCCCUAAGGAGCAAUGUAAACACUGUCUUUUCUCUGACAAGCAAUGUUUACAGCAAAAGGUCUGCAGGUACUGACUGUACUCACCAGAACAACUACAUUAAGCUGUAGUUGUUCUGGUGACUCUAGUGUCCCUUUAAGCUAAAGUUGUUUUGGUGCCAAGGCUGUCCCUUUAAUAUAAACAAAGUUCCAAUGUGUUUUGUUUUACAUUUUUAAAUAUACAUUUCAUUAAUAAUACUCUUCCAGCUUUUAAAAAACUGCCUUUAAAAUAAUGCAGAUACCUUAAAAUAGUAAGUAGACAAUAUCUAGCCCCUUAGAUUGCAGCAAGGUAAAUCAUAAUAUGACAAUGUCAUAAUCCAGUCCAUACAACCAGUCAUAUCCUAAGACAUAGGAUAUCCUGAGGAGGUAAUAUUGGGGAAAUCAUCUGCCUAUCUUUAUAGACCUAAACACAUUUUUGUUUUCUUCUAUUCCUUUCCUCAUCAAUUUGUCCAUUUAUAUUAUCUGGAAUUCCCAUUUCUCAUCUCACACAGUUCUAUUAUUUUUUUUUGUUUGUUUCCUUCUGCCUUUUGUUUAUUUUAUAUUUUUUGCAGCCCCCAGUCCGUUUCUUCUUCCUUUUUUUUUUUUUUCAAUUUUUAUCUUUAGUCCCUUUUGUUGACAUUGUUCAAGUUGUGUUACUUCUUUCUUCCUGUCUUCUGUCCCUCAUCUGAUUCUUCUUGCAUCCCCCACUGAGUCUGCGACCCUUUUCCCCGGUCCUUCUUGUACUCCCCUGUCCUGUGUGUGACCCCUAUUCUAUGUCUCUUUUUAACUCCUUUCCGGUUUGCCACUUUCACAGUCUUCCCUCUCAUGGCCCCAUUAUAACCCCAAACCUCUUCUUCCCCCACUUUGUACAUUACCACCCGGUGCCUCAUUGAGGUCUUUCUUCUGUGUGAGGAUUUUCUCUUUAUUUGUCCAUAGCGUAGCCUCCUAGAGAUGCUCGGUAAAAUGUGAUUCUUUAUGCGUACAGAUGUUGCUGAUAACAACAUGCAAGAUGAAAUACCGUAUUUAGUAUCACUCUCCUUGAUUAAAUUUGAAAUGUCAGUCACAGUUUUAUUCUGUCGUUGUCCUUGGCAACUGUGAUGAUGCUGCAUCCUCUGGUAUCAUAUGUUCACUGAUUGUAUCAAAUGAUGGUUUUAAAGAGUGUUAAUGAAACAAUGUGCUCCAAAUACAAUUCCUCUGACUAGUGGGCUUAGUCCGGAAUCCAAUCACGGCUAUAUGAGUGUCAGGACAAUGACCAAGAUUUUUUUAACAGAGAGAAUAAAUCAUUGGAGAUACAAUUUUUAAAAAACCUAUUUAAAAAGUUACUUCUAAAAUAUAGAUUUCUUUAUAUUUGGCAGAACAAGCUACGGAAGAAGUGAAGAGACUUCUCCUCCUAAUGCUGGGUUGUGCAGUACAGGUAAGUUUAUUAACUUUUAAAUCUUCAAUUAAUUUUACAAUUACAAAUGAUCUAGAUGUGAUCAUUUGUUUUAAUAAGCUCAUUGCACAUAAUUAAACUAUGAGCGAGAGAAAUAUGAGCCUGUGAUCAUAGCUAGGGGACACACCCCGUUGUUUCCCAGUACAAAGGGUUAACCAUCUAGAACAUCCAGGACAACAAUCUGUGCAUGUCUGCAUAAAGGGUUAAUCAUCAUGGAAACCGCAAAACAAAAACUGGACACUGGGACUGUUGUGAACCACAAACGGUUAACAUUGAGUGGUGCUUUAUUGUAUUGGAGGUGGUGGAAAUUAAAUCAUUUUUUUUCUGAUUUACGGUUUAAAAUGCAAUCCCCCAUCGGAAUUCUGGCCCUUCCUACAGUAGUUACCUGAGGGAGUGAGCUAUAAGAAGUUAAACCAUCCCCAUCAGCUAUUUGCCAAACAUAGCCCACACAUCCACGGUUGUAAUUCUCAUUAUAGCCCUGCAGGCUCCCAUCAAGUCCCAUUUUAUUUUUUUGCCACAUUUUAUUUGCACCUUGUACUGUACAAAUCUCCUGCCUAUUGUUCAUUAAACAUGUUAGUUUGUCCCUGCAUGGUUAUUUACAAAAGUGAAAGUUCAAAGUCAAAAUAGCAAACUGUUUAAAUUCUCUAAGUCUGCUAUGCUUCAGCUCAGCUACUCUGGCCUUUAAUUUGAAAUUCACUUUGAAUUCUCACCCUACUGAAUAACCCUGCUAUUGUUUGGGUACAAAGUUAGGAGAGCUCUUUAUCACUGUAUCCCGUGGUUGGCCGAUGGUUGUGCGAUGCCUCGAGCGGCGAGGAGAUCAGCCAUCCUGUUCUUAUUACAGUGUCUGAGAGACAGAAGGAAACAGACAUGAGGUCAGGCUGCAAGGGACAGAUGUAACUGGAGGAUCAGGGAAUGCCACUUGGAGACAGAUGAAGAGGAGAGAGACAUAAAACAGAAUUUGGAGGGGACUAAAACUAAGACAGCAGAUAAAGGGUAAACCAAGAGAUUAAGGAGGAAGAAGCGGUCAAUGCUAAAGAAGUGACCGAGAGUCCAAGUUGAAAGACACAAAGUAAUAGAGAUAUAAAACACAGAUAGGCUGUUAUUGAUUUAACCAUAUUGUACAUUUUGUGGUUAAACUGUUCAAUGCCUUUUCUGUGCUGGGGACUUUAGAUGAAGUGUAAGUGUCUGAGCUCAUAUUGAGGAACAUCUGGGUAGAGAGCUGUGAAAAUUGUCUGAGUGUUUCGAGCUAGAGUAUUGUAAAUCACAUCCCCAGGAGAAGAAUCCAAUAAAACUGUAUCCCCAAAAAUGCUUCAGCGAAAGGACGCAAAUGCUAAUGUGAAAAAAAUCACAAGGCUUCGUAAAGAUUGUAGGAGGAAAUAAUGAGAUCUGGUGAAGUAAUAACCUGCUCAAUUAAACACGCAGCAAAAUUGAAGAGGACGGUGGAGAUCGAAUUUUCUGGAAUUGGUGUAUUUGAUAAUGUGCUCCUGUUGUUUCAGCAUGGUGCGUGUCACAUGGCUAAAUAAACACUGACCUCAUUAUUUCGAAUCCAGAUUGCAUCAUAAUUAUUUUAUUCUUUAUUUAAUUUUCUUCUUUAAUAUAUUGAACAAUAAUGAAUAUUGUUGUCUUAUUUGUCUUAGUGUGAAAGAAAAGAAGAAUUUAUUGAAAGAAUACAGAACUUGGAUUUUGACACAAAGGCCGCAGUUGCCGCUCAUAUUCAAGAGGUACCUUUUAUGAUUCGUUCAAGUGCGCUUACUGUGAAAACAAAAUAAGUUAGAAUCGCUGUAAACAUGUUUUUUGGGGGUUUUUUUUCCUCUCAAGCUGUUGUAAGGCUACAGUUUCCAAAGUGACCGGCAGAGAGGAUUCUGGGAAAUAGAAUCUUACAACAGCUGGAAGUUCUAGAUCGGACGCCCCAAUUCAGACAAUCUGUGCAAUACUAAUCGCAGAUCAUAACAUAGUUAUCAAUCCAUGCCUUUGUGUUUGUAACAAAGUAAUCCCACAAGUAGGGAUCAUGAGAACUGAAUGUUAGAAAGGACAGAUGUAGCUGUAGUUUCUCAUACACUACAUUUCUUUUUGGUUAAACGCCAGCUAUUUUGUGCAGCUGCACAACUAGAUUUUUUACAUUUAAAAAAAAAAAUGUAAUCUUCAUUCAUUUCACUGAGUUCAUUUCCUUUUACUAUGUAUGUGUCUGUAGUAAGACGGCCAUUAAAACGAUAUUGGAUGUUUGCUUUGUUUGUGCCUGAUUAUAGAUACGCGCAAACGUCACAUGCUUCUGAUAUUAUUUGUCAAGUGAUUCCAUAUCAGCAGCACUGUUACAAAAAAAACUGCAGGAAUUCAUGGACUUGCUCAUUAGAGCUUACACUCUAGUGAGGAGUUGUUUUUGGUAGAUACAGAAUACAGCUGUUUUUUUUUUUUUUGUACAGUGGGUUAGAAUGAGAAGAGAAGAGUAUUGCUUUAGUGGAGGAAGGCAGAGAGGUUUGUUAUUUGUAGAGGAUAGGAAAUGGAGAGAACAAGGUAAUCAUUUUUUACAGUGUGGGUACAGUGUUGUAGGUGGAACUUAGAUACUAUAAUAGGUUAAGAAAGAAAGUCCUUAAUGAACGUUUGGGUUUAUUGCUGAUUAAGACUGCAGUAGACUGCAGUGCUAUUUAGCAUUGUAAGUUAGAGCUAGAAUUUUAACCCCUUAAUGAGCAAGGAUAUCUAUGCCAACAUUACCGUGUAGUCCAUACAUAUUCGAUUCCAACGUAAAAUGUCAUAUUCCUUUCGUGACAGCUGGGCUGUAUAGGGCUACCAUGUGAAAUAAGCAGGAUAGCGUUAGAACAUUAGGAAUCAGAUUGCAAUUUCUAUAAAGAAUGCAAUUGGUCUUGAUAGAGUCAAGAUUGCUCUUCCAUGGUAGGUGUAAGAUCCAAAUAAAGACAAAUGAGAUUAAUCAGUUAUACAUUUUUUAAGAAGCAAAUAUACACUUGCGUAUUGAGAUAUACAAUGUUACAUAAUUACAUUGUGCCCCUUCCCUAACCAUUAAUUAUUGUUGGCAGCUUUGGGAGACAUGUGUGAUAACACUGAUAAUUACGUAGGUCUGCUGUAAAAUUUGACCAAUCUACCCACAGGAUUGGUCUGUGCCGAUCAUAUAGACACAAUACAACAAACAAUUACUGUGUGACGAGUAGCACUGAAAUAAUCCAUAUUCGUCAAAUUACUUGUUUAAGGUCAAGUACCAUAAGAAAUAUGUGGGUGUGGGUGUCAGGAGGGUUAUUUUGUUUGUCAGUUGUUUUUUUGUUUUUUUUAAUCUUCUCCAGCUAAUGUCACAGCUUGUUGGUAAAGGCAUAUGAAACCUCUAAAGAGAGGUAUGGCGUGUUGAGCUGCACCAAGACUUCUUUUGGGAGCAAUUUGGCAAUAUGUUUCUCUCCGUAUUCCUUUGGACUGCUAAUAUAUCUGCUUUUAAUUCACAGUACAAUGUUUUGGGUUCUGUGUGUGUGUGUUUUAUUUAUCCAUAAUGACUGCAAGUCACUUGUGCAGCUAAUUUGCUUAUGUCUACUUUCUGUAAGGUGACACACAAUCAGGAAAACGUAUUUGACCUGCAACUAAUGGAUGCAGCAGAUUUGUCUCCAGAAGAUGUAGAUUCUCUUCUUAAAAGCACUGCAUUCCAUUUAAAAAGGCUAGUCGAUGAGCGGGAUGACCAGUCAGAGGUACUUCCUGGAGAUCUUUCUUUGGUCCAUUGUUUGCUGUCCAGUAGACCAUGUCUAAGUAUCUCAGCUAAUGCAUGCUGCAGUCCCAGUUCAACCAUGUACAAUCAAUAAUGCAUGUGUUCAUAUAUCCUGUGUUUGGGUUCUGAUUGUGAAAAGUGGUUAUUCCUCAUAAACCGCUUGAAUAACUCCUUCAAGGAGUUAGCAAAUCAUUCUUAUCAUGAGAUACAUGGCAUAGCCAAUGUACAUUAAGAGAGAUCUGUGAUGAAGGGGCUGUAUAAAUAAAUGUCUGUUUCAACCAGGAAGAUAAGCUCAUAAUUUUAAAUUAUCCCUUCUUAUGCACAAAAUAUCUUGAAAAUAGCACACAUUAAAAAAAGCCAUAUAUAUAUAUUUGGGUGGAUAAUUUUAUUGUGCAAAACAGCAUUGGAUGUGAGGCUCUUUAAUGCUAGUAAUGUGGUGGAAUACAUGUUGCAAUGUGUUAAUCAGACUCCCUUUCACGAAUAUAUGUUAUCACCUAGCGGCUGUUAAUUCAUCACUCUGAUGAGCACUAUGAAUUCUUGUUAAAGUACUUGAUGAAUCAUUCUAUAAAUCUCUGAAGUACUUGUCCUGGGAGAGGCAGAAUUUGAUAACUAGCUGGAUAUAUUAUAGCAUUAUAUUAUAGCAUACAGCAUUUCCAAUUUCAUAGCGUGGUUUUAUAUUUAUUUGAGGAAUGUGUGUGUAUAUAUAUAUAUAUAUAUAUAUAUAUAUAUAUGCCAAUUUGGAGUACUAACUGUUAUGUCAGUAAAAUUCCAGGACCUAUGGAGGGUGGGUUAACUCCACAUCUCAGCAUGAAUCCUCUCCUGAUUCUAAGGCACCACAUAGUGGGUGUUAACACAUUCUGUUAUUUUUGUAUCUCACAAACCGACUAGAGCAAAUUAAUGAGCCUUCCUGAGUCCAUUGGUGGCUUCCAUUGGUAAUCCUGGUAAAGCACAAAUUAAAGGACCACUAUAGGCACCCAGACCACUUCAGCUUAAUAAAGUGGUCUGGGUGCAAGGUCCAUCUAGGGUUAACCCUGAAGCAGUAAACAUAGCAGUUUCAGAUAAACAUUAGGGUUAAUCCAGCCUCUAGUGGCUGUCUCAUUGACAGCCGGUAGAGGUGCUUCCGUGCUUCUCACUGUGAUUUUCACAGUGAGAAGACACUGACAUCCAUAGGAAAGCAUUGAGAGAAAUGCUUUACUAUGGACUGAUUGAAUGCACGCGCAGCUCUGCCGCACAUGCGCAUUCGGCGCUGACGUUGGAAGAGGGAGGAGAGUCCCCCAGUGCCGAGGUAGCCCUUCCUCCCCCUUCAGCCCGGUGAGAGUGGGACACUGAGAAUGGGGGGGACCUAAAGGACCACAAUAUAGUGGUCCUUUAAUUGCAAAAAGAUACAUAGAAAUAUAGAAUGUGACAGCUGAUAAGAACCAUUUGGCCUAUCUAGUCGGCCCAAUUUUCUAAAUACUUUCAUUAGUCCCCGGCCUUUUCUUAUAUCUAGGAUAACCUUUUGCCUAUCCCACGCAUGCUUAAACUCCCUCACUGUGUUAACCUCUACCACUUCAGCUGGAAGGCUAUUCUAUGCAUCCACUACCCUCUCAGUAAAGUAGUACUUCCUGAUAUUAGAUGUUUUACCUUACAUCUGUGCAAUGGGAGUUGAGCUAAAUAUCUUAAUGGGAGAAAAUAACUUAAACAAUUUUUAAACAUUCCUUAACCCUCACUGAGGAGGUACUAGUCCCAUUGUAAGCUUUUCAGUGCUGCAAUUUACAGGAUUAUAUAUAUGUAAAUAAAAACACACUAAAACAAAGCAAAUGGCUCACCACAAAAAUGGGCAAGUUUUAUUCAACGUUAGCUGUCAUGGUAUUCUCUUGGGCUGAAGAUAAUUCCAAGGAUCUCUCUAGUUUUUUGCACCCCUGACCCAUUGUGGGUCCCCUCGUGUUAUUCCAAGUAUUAAAAUUGUUAGUUAUUACUGCUUAAUUAGCAAGAGCGUGCGAUUCAAUCACUGCAGCUACCAGAUUCCAAUUAGUUUUUUAAUUAAUUACUUGUAAUUGCCUUACCUUUCUUCUUUGUUCUACUGUGAACAAAGAGAAAAGGCAAUGACCAAACAAUUGGUUCUCCCGUACAUUAGUACAUAAUAGUAUUAGUACAGGAGUUAAAUACCAAAGGAAAACAGAAAAUUGUUUAAUAAUUAUUUGUAUUACCAUUUGUACUAGUAAUACAAUUAUUAUUUUUUUUGUCCCCUUAUUAAUUAAAAUUCAUUUGCAAAAAUGCAUUUUAUACACAAACACCCUAAACAUUGCAUUAUCCACUUUUUUCAUUUUCAUUUACUUUGUUCCAUUCUUUUCUUAAAAAAUUGCAAUAAAGAUUGGUAAAAAAAAAAUGUCACAACAUUCCACGUUCUAAAAUGUGGGCUGUGUAACCAUAACAAACUAGCUCAGUUAUUAUUACUUUUAGCCAUCAUUGUUCUAGCUGAUGUUGAAAUUAACCUCAUGCAAUCCCUGCCAAUAUGUUGAAAUUUUAUGGGAAUCCUUAAAGAGAUCCUAUAGUGCCUGGGAAACAAACCUGUUUUCCUGAAACUAUAGGCUCCUGCAGUGCCUCCCUCCCACGGGGCUGAAGGGGUUAAAAUCUCUUCAGCCACUUUCCUUAAUCCAGCGCUGGGUCAGGCUCUGCCCACGUCCCUCCCCUGCCAAUGUCAGCCGGCGAGGGAAACCUAAUGCCCAUGAGCGGCAAUGGCGCGCACGCAUUAGACCUCCACAUAGGAAAACAUUAUUCAAUGCCUUCCUAUGGGGAAAAUCUGACACUGGAGGUCCGUGAGGACGUCCAGCGUCAGAUAACGGACCAAAAGUCCGUUUGGAUUCCGGAAGCCCUCUACUGACUGUCUGGUAGACCGCUACAGAGGGCAGACUUAGAGCUGCAAUGUGUGUUUCUCUGGAACUGCAAUGUUUAACAUUGCAGCACCAAGUGCAAAAAGGUAACAGCACCCAGUCUACUUCGAUUAGCUGAAGCAGUCUGGGUGCCUACAGUGUCCCUUUAAACUUUAAAUUAGUGGCAGCCAGUGUGUUGGUCUCCAGCUCUUUUGCUUUAAAGUUUAAAGCAAAAGAGCUGGAGACCAACACACUGGCUGUCACUAAUUUAGAUCGAAGGGCCUUAUCAUAUGUGAACGGGUGGACAAGUAAAUAUCUAAUAAAAAGAAUAUAUUGAUAUUGAUGAAACACUCCAGAAAUCUAACACAAAUGGAUGACCUUACAAGAGCGUGUUUGAGAACUCUUAACUAGGUCUAGAGCUCACAAUCGCAAGUCUUGAAAUGGUAUAAUCUGAGAAAAUGCUUACAGUAAUGGAAUUCAAGAGUUCUUAAGUACAUUAAGCUAUCCCCAAAACAAGUAUAUGAAAUAAGAGGGAGGCUUGUUGGUCAGUUGAUUAGAUUUUGGUUUGGGUUUUUUUUUUUUUAUUAUUCGUUUUUGAUUUUGUCCUCUACAAUCACAAACUCUGUGUGGUUCUAAUUGCUGUGAAUUUUCACAGACCAUUAUCGAGCUCGCAGAGGAGAGGGACUCUCUCCACUUCGCACCUCUGUCUACAUCAGCACAGUCUCCGUCAGGAUCCCCAGGAAUGAGACGCACAGAGAGCAGACAGCACCUGUCAGUAGAACUUGCGGACGCCAAAGCUAAAAUAAGACGGCUGAGGCAGGAGCUGUGAGUAUUCCCUAAAAGAGUGACACGUACAACUGACACUAGCUCACAAUUUUAAGUGAAAAAUCUGCAGGCUUAUUUUUAUGUACUUGUGGAGGGGGGAUACAUUUUUUAAUAUGUGCAUUGUCAUUUCAUAUCUGUUUUUAUAAUUAUUAUCAUAAUUAAUUGUCAAUUGGAAAUUUUGCUUAGGACAAAAAACAUCCCCACCAUAACUCUUGAAAAUAAUUGAAAAACAAACUUUUACGGAACUGUGAGAAGUGUGUUCAUUAGCAUAAAAUGUUUCACUUUACUCUACUACCAAAAGCAUUCCCAAUAACACAAAAUUGUUAAAAAUAAAAAAUAAAAAUUAAAAUAAUUGCAUUUUUCAUUAGAAAGAAGGAAAAAAAAAUCACACCAUAAUUUACUUUUGGAAUCUUUAUUAAAACUAGGUUUUCAUUUUCAUAAUCUGCAGAUUAUGAGUGCAGUUUACACGACUGUUUUAUCAAAAACUAUAUUUAAUUCUACAUUUCCAGGGCCACUUGGUUAAUGGUAUACAUCAAAAUGUAUUCUCUGUGUGCUGAAAAGCGGUCGUCUAUGAUGGACAAUCCUUCUAAUUAAAUAUAACUGGUGGUGUGAUUUCACAACCAAUGGUAAAGUCAGGAAUGCACACAGCCUCAAUCUUGGAAGAUUCCAAAGCUUUGAUUUUUUUUUUUGAUUUUUUUUUUUUUAUAAAGGGACUCUUAAUACUUGCACAUGAUGGAUGCAAUGUUUAGGUUAGAACACAGUAUGCUGUAUGGAUAUUUUUAUUAUUAAUCUGCUUUAGUUCCUUCGUAAUAAUUAGUUUUGCUCCAUAAACUCACCCUUUCUGCUUCUGUGUACCUGUUAAGAUACAAUGUGGUUAAUGGCCCAGGGAAUGUGGUUAAAGGUACAGACAAGUACGUCUUUUAAUGUGCUGUAAUAAAGCAAAAUAUCUUGCAUAGAUGGUAAAUAUUAAAAUGGGCGUUGGACUCUACAUUUGACAAUAAUUCUUGAAAUUAUACCAGACAUACUUGAGAAGGAGAGAAAUCUCAAUGUAUCCUUCCUGGUAAAAUAUUUUAUAUACAGGACUUUACUGCUAAACUAUGGAGUCAUUUUUCCCCUAGAUAUCAGUAAGAUCUAAAUGUAAUGUUCCUGGUAUUAUUAUGGUGGUUUGGGUUAAGAAUAAAGUAUAAUUACUAUAAUACGAUUUAUAAAUAGAAGUAUUAUUACAAUAAAAAAUUAGAAUGUUCCCCUCAAAUUUACAAAUACUUUAUAAUUGUAUAUUAUCCCAGCCAAAUCUAAGCAUUACCCUAGCCAGAAAAACAAGAAAUACUUUUUUUCUGUUUCCACAUCAGGAUGUGGAAAUCUCAUUGCUUCCCCAUUUUGGCCCCCUGUGCCAAUCAGUGCUUAAAACAGCACUCCAAACACGUUCGCUUACUUGAGUGCUUAAAGGACCACUAUGUUUUCCUGGCACCUCAGGGUCCCCCUCCCACCGGGCUCUAGGGUGAGGAAGGGGUUAAAAGUACCUCUUUCUCCAGCGCUGGGCGGGGAGCUCUACUCCUCGGCUGAAUGCGUAUGCGUGGCAAGAGCUGCGCGCCCAUUCAGCCAGUCUCAUAGGAAAGCAUUAUCAAUGCUUUCUUAUGGACGCUGGCGUCUUCUCACUGUGAUUUUCACAGUGAGAAGCACGCAAGCGCCUCUAGCGGCUGUCAAUGAGACAGCCACUAGAGGCUGGAUUAACCCUAAUAUAAACAUAGCAGUUUCUCUGAAACUGCUAUGUUUAUAGAAAAAAGGGUUAAGCCUAGCUGGACCUGGCACCCAGACCACUUCAUUAAGCUGAAGUGGUCUGGGUGCCUAUAGUGGUCCUUUAAUGCACGAAAGGUGUGUUCUCAUUUUGAUUUUACAAAGUGCAGAAUUGAAUAGAACUUGGCAUGUUUAUAAAUUAACCUUGUCAGACCCCAGUCAGUCAGACCACUGGUCCUGUUACUUCCUGGUUUGGUUAGCUCACUGGAUCUAAACUCAAGAGACCGCAAUUGCCCAGAGCACCUGCCUUACAAAGACUUCUCAUUGAGCUGCAUUGGAAAGUCUGUGAUUGGACACCCACAGAAAGUCUGGGCGGGGUUAGAAGGGGAGGGCUUGCAUAGGAUGUAGACUAGAUUUCAGCAGCUUUUACAAGAUGUUUUUAGAUAUACCCCCAAUUAAAUUUUUUUUAAAUUUAUUAACUAAAUAGUGUUAUGGAUUUUUUGUUGUUAUGGAGUGUUUCUUUAAAGGGCGGCACUCUCACUGUCUGGGACUUUGCAUAAUUCUACUGGUCCGGUGGCUGGGGGGUGAGAUUUACUUACCUGAACCUAUUUCAGUAAAAUUCCAACAUAGUAUUUCAUAAAGAUAAAAUAAUUAGGAAAUAUUCAUAAUGACUAACAGUGCAGAGAGUUGGGAGGUGACGGUGUCGCUUUAAGAGCCUGUUGAAACGUUUUCCUUGAACUGUUUUUCAUAAACUGUCUGUUAGAUAUAAUGCAGCCACAAUAAUAAAAACAAAGUAUUUUAUCAAAAAUUAUACAAUGAGAUGUUUCCAAGCAUAUCCUUGGAUAAAGUUAUUUAUGGACAGAAAUAUCUCUAACCUUCUGGCUUAGAUUCUUAUUUUGGUGUUAAAAUGUAUUUAUUUGUUUUCAAAUAGAUUUGAAAUUAAAAUAAGAUCUCGCAAUUCUGUUUUAAUAAAAUAUUUUUCAGUUGUGGAAUCCUAGUGUCAAUGAGAACCUAGAUUGUUAGUCAUGAUGAUUUUAUAAUUAGUUGGGAAACCUAUAGAUAUAUAUUGUAUCAUUGGGUUUAUUUAAAGGGGUACUAUAUACAUCAAAACAACUUUAGCUUAAUGAAGCAGUUACAUGGUUAUAGGUUUUGUCCCUGCAGUCUCACAGGUCAAUUCUCUGCCAUUUAGAAGUAAAGUCACUUUUGUUUCUAUUUAUGCAGCCCUAGCCACAUCUCCCCUGGCUGUGACUGACGCAGCUCUCUCCUGCUCUUUAGGCUGAACUUUAAUCACACACAGAACACUUCUGCAGGGUCUAGAAGGCUAUUAAUAGAGCAGGAGAUAAGACAUUAAAUUAAACAGACUGUGCAGUAAACGAUGUUUAAAUAUUAGAUCUCCUUUUACAGAAAAUGUGUAGGCAGGCUGUGCAAGUCACAUGCAGGUAGGUGUGGCUAGGACUGCUUACACAAAGUGAUUUAACUCCUAAAUGGCAGAGAAAUGAGCUGUGAGACUGGCAAGGAAUGAUUUAUACACCAAAACUGCUUAAUUAACCCCUUAAGGACACAACUUCUGGAAUAAAAGGGAAUUAUGACGGAAUAUUUCCAUCAUGUGUCCUUAAGGUGUUAAGCUAACGUUCUUCUUGGUGACUGUAGUGUCCCUUUUCCAUUUUUGGAAUUAUUUGGAGAUUUUUUUCUUUGUAUUGGAUUCUGUUUUCUGUUUCUAUUAUUUGCUUGUUUUUGUUUUGUUUAUAAGUUAUAUGAAAUAAUCUGUUCCAUUUUGUUACAUUGAAGAUAUUUUGUACAAAAUAAAUAGUAUUGACUUGUGAUGAACUGAAACAAUACCGCCUUGCUAUAUUUAAGCAAAAAUAAGAAUUUGUAAACAGGCUUCACUUUUUUUAACGUCUGUUCUCUUGGGAGCCUCCUCUCAUAUUCCACACUCACAGCUGCACUAAGGAAAUUGGCCUAAAGAUUGCAGUUAUUACUAUGAUUGGCACUUAAUAGAUAGUCUAAACAUGAAACGCCAAUGUGCUCCACAUAAUUUGCUUCAGUCCUUCUCAGUCUGGAGAUAAAAACCUCUAAUUAGAAAUCUUACGACUGCUGGAGUUUGAAUUCUAUUAUAAUCUCACCCUUUCUGUGCUAGCAGACCCUUAAUGAUUUCCGGUGUAGCGUCGUUGGUGCUUUUAUUGUUUUCGUAGAGUCUGAAGGGGUUACAGUUCUGUAAUCAGCCCCCCGAAGUGACUGUAAAAAUGAAUAUUAGAUGAGAGCAUUGUUUGUUCAGUUGGAGUCACAAAUUGAUUAAUUUACAGUACUUGUUUCCUGAUGCACUGUAAUGAAGUCUGUCUACUGCUCAGUACACAACACUUUAGUUCCCUUGUAGAAUGUAUCUAGAUAUGUUUUUGGUUUUUUUUGUGUGUGUGUGUCUGCCUGUUUUAUUUUUUUUAAUAAAUAUAUGAUUUUGAUUUUCAAAUUCACUUUUUAUUAGAUUGUCUGCUUCCAUUCUACAGACCCUCACCAUGCCCCUGCCUUUUAAGGUCAUUCACUCUGCCCCACUCCACAUAUCUUCACCUUGCCCCUCUUUGUGUCCAUUCUGCAGAUCUUCACCCUGCCCCUAUCGGUGUCCAUUCUACACACCUUCACUCUGCCCCUGUGUACACUCCACAUAUCUUCACCUUGCCCCUCUUUGUGUCCAUUCUGCAGAUCUUCACCCUGCCCCUAUCGGUGUCCAUUCUACACACCUUCACUCUGCCCCUGUGUACACUCCACAUAUCUUCACCUUGCCCCUAUUUGUGUCCAUUCUGCGGAUUUUCACCCUGUCCCUGUCGGUGUCCAUGCUACACACCUUCACUCUGCCCCUGUGUACAUUACACAUACCUUCACCGUGCCCUAUCUGUGUCCAUUCUACACACCUUCACUCUGCCCCUGUAUGCAUUACACAUACAUUUACCUUGCCCUAUAAAUGUCCAUUCUACAGACCUUCAUCUUGCCCCUAUCUGUGUCCAUUCUACACACCUUCACCAUGCAUUUAUCUGUGUCCCUUCGCAGCCUCACCCGGCCUCUCUUUGUGUCCAUUCUAUGGACCUUCACCGUUCCCCUUAAACAGCUCCUAUUUGUGUCCGUUCUACACACCUUCAUCUUGCCCCUAUCUGUGUCUAUUCUGCAGACCUUCAUCUUGCCCCUAUCUGUGUCUAUUCUGUCAUUGAGCAAUGGAAUGUUAAAGUGAAUGAUAAUGUUGUCAAAUAAACUGAACAAAGCUAUCCAAGUGUAAACUGUACAAACCAAACACAAACAAAUUUGGAAAAUAAAUAGACAAUAGAAAGCCUCUCAUUGGUAUUUAGAGUUACAUUUUAUUUUAUAUUUUUCCAAAUAUAUCUGCAAAAUCUUUUUAAGCUACAUUUUAUUAAUAUGACAUAAUUUGUAGCUUCUAUAAUGGCUUGUAGGGAUUUCGGUUCAGAAACAUAUUAUGACUUUUUUCAGUCUUUUGAAGGCUGUGUCCAUUCUACAGGAUUUCAUCUUGCCCCUAUCUGUGUCCAUUCUACAGGAUUUCAUCUUGCCCCUAUCUGUGUCUAUUCUACAGAAUUUCAUCUUGCCCCUAUCUGUGUCCAUUCUACAAACCUUCAUCUUGCCCCUAUUGAUGUCCAUUCUACACACCUUCACCUUGCCCCUGUCUGCAUUCAUUCUACACACCUUCACCUUGCCUUUUAUCUGUGUCCCUUUUUCGCAGCUUCACCCGGCCUCUAUUUGUGUCCAUUCUACAUCUUCAUCCUGCUAUAAUUUUACAAACCUUCUUCCUACUCUUGUAUUUCUCUAUCCUACCACUGUCUCCCUGCCGUUGCCUGUGAUGCCUCCAUCCUAUCCUCAUUUUCUUUAGUUGUUUAGCCAGCCUGGCCUUCUCUGUUAAAGUAUAAAGAUUUCUCCCAGCCUAUAUAUCUCUCCAAGCAAAUUGCACCUUCCUUUCUUCUCCCAGCUUAUAUCUGUCUCCAUUGUAGUUUCCUUUCUUCUCUUCUAUGUUCUAUGCACCCUAUUUAUUUUAUCCAGCAUGUCUCCGCCCUCUGUUUUAUGUGCAGAUUAAUCUUUCCUUUAUUUACUGCACUUUGAAAAAUCUUCAUGAUAAUAAUAAUGUAGCUCUGUGAGGAAAUGGAGAUUUUAUUUUUUUCUCACCAUAGCUCGAACAAUCCCACAACUUUUAUUCCUCUGAGACCUAUUGUAGAUAUGUGCGUGGCCAUAAACUGGGCACAUCUUCAGCUGGUAAAUAUUUCCAUACAUUUUGCAGAGACAUUUUCUCUAGGCCCUUUAAAUGUUGGCUUAUUUUAGGCUCUUUUACUGAAUUAUAUGUUAGGAGACAUAUUCCCAGAGAAAGCGGUUGCAUAAGAUUUUAGUAUUCUAUUUUUAUUGAUUGACUCUUUGUGAUGAGGAUGAAGAGUCUGUUGUUGGCACAUUCAAUAAUCCAUUUACAGAAGAAGAUACCAAAAAUGCCUUCCAAACACGAGAGCUUUGUAAACCAACCUAAAACACAACACAAUCCUGUGUCAGUCACUGAUCGAAAAAGGUGCAAAUAAAAGGGAAUAUUUGAGGAACACAUUGACGUAUAUGAUUUUUAAAUCUUUUCUAGAGAAGAAAAAACAGAGCAAGUUUUGGACAGUAAGCAGGAAGCCGCACAAUUGGAGGCAGAGCUAAAACGACUUCAACAGGAGGUUAGCCUUAUUAUAUUUUACAAUAAUCCUAUAUGACUAAGCCAUUGUGAAAUCUUUUCAUAUACUGAAGCACCGAACAAGGGUUUUUGUUUUGUAAUGGUUUUAGUUUGGAUAUUUGUAGCUUUAUUGUAAUGUCCGUACACCAGGACGUAGUUGAAAACUAGUUAAAGUUAAAUGUAGAAUUUUUGGUUAAAUUAUUUUAUGUUAUUGAGCAAUGGAAUGUUAAAGUGAAUGAUAAUGUUGUCAAAUAAACUGUACAAAACUAUCCAGGUGUAAACUGUACAAACCAAACACAAACCUAACACAAACAAAUUUGGAAAAUAAAUAGACAAUAGAAAGCCUCUCACUGGUAUUUAGAGUUACAUUUUAUUUUAUAUUUUUCCAAAUAUAAAAUCUUUUUAAGUUACAUUCUAUUAAUAUUACAUAAUUUGUAGCUUCUAUAACGGCUUGUAGGGAUUUCGGUUCAGAAACAUAUUAUGACUUUUUUCAGUCUUUUGAAGGCCAGUUUCUUUACUCUGCUAGCCCCACACUGCUUAGACACAAUAUGGGUCAAAUUGUUUCAUUUCUCCCUUGAUAUCCCCAGAAUAUGAAUUUACUUGGAGAUGCUCGGUCUGCAAGAGUUUACCGAGAUGAAUUGGAUGCACUCAGGGAAAAGGCUAUCCGAGUGGAUAAGCUUGAAAGUGAAGUGAAUCGCUAUAAAGAGAGAAUGCAUGACAUUGAAUUUUACAAGGCCAGAGUUGAGGUAAGUUAACAUUGAAAUACAUUUUUAUAUACAAUUAUGUGUGUAACUUUUUAAAUUAUGUAUGUGUGUGUGUGUGUGUGUAUAUGUGAGGAGGCAGGUGAUCUACCCACAUAUGACAGCUACAAGUACCUGGAGGUAACAAACACAUGGCAAUCAUGAGGAAGAGACAAGGAGGAUCGCAAUAUCCAAGUACCUCCAGAGAGUCAGACAGGCCCAGAAAUCCCAACUCCAUGGCAAAAACUCGUUCCAAGCCAUCAACACAUAUGCCCUACUAGUCAUCAUGUACUCAACUGGAAUAAUAACUUGACCAAGAGAAGAACUGGUCACCAUGGAUGUCAAGUCCCAGAAACUACACACUAUGAAUGGAGGAUUCCACCCAAAAUCCAGCACCCAGAGACUGUACACUGGCCACAAGGCCACAGUCCUCGAUGACACACAGAGCAUGCAAGUACAUCACGAAGAUGUCUCCCAAAGAUGAACUGUUAAGGGAAAACCUGAGACUUCAACAGAUAGAAGAUGCAGAAAAGGAGGAGGUUCAUAGCAAUACAAACCUCUUCACGGGGUGUACCACCAGCACAUAGUGGAUGUGGCUCACAUGACAAAAUCUUACAGUGGUUGGAAAAGGCAAGACUGAAAGACCGCACUGAGGCACUAAUCCUCGCAGCACAGGAACAGGCACUCCGCAUCAGAUCAAUAGAAAGGAUGUGGAAAGUGAAAGCAGUAGUAGUCCCGGUUGUGAUAGGAGCACUCAGAGCUCUGACUCCCAGUUGGGGGAGUGGUUUCAACAGAUUCCAGGUGGGAGAUCAAAGUCCAGAAGAGUGCAGUUCUGAGAAAAGAUACUGUGAAAAACCAUCAGACUCCCAGGCUAGCUAUAUAUAUCUAUUUGCUGUUGGGAGUCAGAGGAUUUCCCACUCCACGCCCCUCCUCUCUGCCAUCCUCCCGUGCUGUGCUCAGUAUUUUCUGGGAGGAAGUGAAUGUCUGCCAUUUCCUCCCAUUGCUGUUGAUAUCACAGGGGCCAUUUGUGCUGUUAACACUUUUGCCAUCACGUGGCCCUCUGCGAAUGGGCCCCCAGAGCAUGCCGGUUAUGUGGCUGUGUCUGCACUGGCGUAGUUCCGCUGCUGGAUUGUUUGCUCUUUUUAGACUACUAAUGUUUAAUUAUUACUUUGUCUAGAUCUCUUCUGUAUUUUUUGUUAUCGCUAUGGAUAUGGAAAACCAUGCAUAAUUUUAGAUAUAAUAACCAUGUUUGUUUUUUCUAAGGAAUUAAAAGAAGACAAUCAAGUGCUUUUGGAGACCAAGUCAAUGUUAGAAGACCAACUGGAAGGUGCACGAGCCCGAUCGGAUAAACUACAUGAGUUAGAGAAGGAAAACUUACAGUUUAAAGCUAAAUUUCAUGACAUGGAGAUGGUAAGAACAGAUCAAAGUCCAUUGUUAUCUCGAUAAUAUUAUGCCGGUGUAACUUAGAGGAAUGUAUAAUAUCUGUUCUUAUGUGGAGCGUUAACAGUACAUUCAAAGCUGAAUUUAGAAUCUUCGCUUUGUGACUCAGACUGCCUGAAAAAAUUAUGGUGUCUGAGUCAUUGGGAUAAGUGCACAAUGACAAUAGCAAUUCAGCUUGAUCUAAAAAUUACUAAAAUAACAUAUCCAUCUAAAAAAAGUUAUUGUAACUCUUUCAUGGUUGGGAAAGUACCGUCGGUCAUGUUAGUGUGUAUGCUUCGGUUUUGUAUGGUUUUGUUAUCCUACUAGCAGUGAAUUUAUCAUUUUAGGAGCGGGACAUGGACAGAAAAAAAAUUGAAGAACUUAUGGAGGAAAACAUGUCUCUGGAAAUGGCCCAAAAACAAAGUAUGGAUGAGUCUUUACAUCUCGGCUGGGAGCUGGAACAGCUAUCUAAAACCAGUGAUCUCCCUGAAAGUAAGAAGCUUGCAUAUCCUAGACUGGCUUUAGUUAAACAUAGGUUCAGAUUGUAAUAUUUCCUGCGUACCUAAAUACAAACGAAUGGGGAAAGUACAUGCAGAUGUGUUCAGAGAUCCAUUUGUAAUGGAUUUUGUCAACUAAGUAGUUUAAUAUCACAAUUUUCCAUCAAAGGAUGAAAUAUAUUUUAUUGUAAUGUACCUCUUGGUCCAGUCACUUGUAUUGUUUUCAGGGUUCUUGUAUUCACGUACACAAAGUAAAACAGAGGUAUGGUUAAUGUUUUCUUCUGAAUAAAGAGGAGAGGAAUAAAAGUUUCCAACACUCUCUUUUAAUCUAUUAAUUAAAAGGUUCUGCUAAAUUCCUAAUCUAGAGUUAAAGGGUUCCAUUACUGUGUACAAUGCAGGAACACCGUUACUGUUAGAAGUCCUGCAGGACAUUUUUUCCUUGUUGGCCUCAGGGCAGGCGGCGGUUGAAGUCCAGGCGGGUGGCGAGAGAGCGUUGAUUUGUGAGCUCUCCCUGCUCAGCUCCCUCACGCCACAGAGUGAUACCGGGAGUCUGAAUGUGACAGCUGGAACUCGGCUGACCGCCAACCUGCCUUCCUGCCCAAUCAGCCCGGCCAGCAGACCCAAAAUCCACCCUGCUCUCCCAAAGGUAGGGAGGCUGGGUGGAUUUAAAUUAAAAUUAAUUUUAAAAAGAUAAUCUGAGUGUUGGGGGGAAGUGUGUGUGUGUGUCUGUCAGUGAGUCUGUGUGUGUGUAUAUCUAUCUGUGUGUGUCUGUCACUGAAUGUGUGUGUCUGUCAGUGAGUCAGGGAGCCCCCCUACAGCCCCUCUAACCAUCUUACAGAAACCUUACCCACUCACAGCCCUCCUACCCACUCACAGCCCCCACCCCACCUUACAGCCCCCCUACCCACCAUUCAGACCCUACCCACUCACAGACCUCCUACCCACACCUUGUCACAACCAUCCCCACCAUGUCUCCCUAAAAAUCCUGUCACAGCCCCCCCCACAAGCCCUGUCACAGCCCCCCCAACAAGCCCCCUCAUACACCCUUUCACUCCCUCCAUACACGCACUCUGUCACCUCCCCACACUUUUUUCCCCUGGUACAGUGGAUGUUAAAACAUUUUCUGUAUGAUUAGGGAAAAAAGAUUCCAGUAGUGUCCUUUUAUUGAGUGUAAAAAAAGUACCAGAACUUACUUACGCUAGCAGGCUUAUUCACUAAAAAGAAAAUUCAAAGUACAUUUUAAUUCUUUUUCUAAUUCUCUAAGCCAAGUAUGCUAUCAGUUCAGCAACUUUGGCCUCAAAUUUGAAAUUCUCUUUGAAUUCUCACUUUAGCGAAUAACCCUGUAGGAAUGUAAAAAGAUUCCAGAUGUCUCCCAAUUUAUAGUUAGAAAGUCUGUUUAGCAACUUAAAGCAUUCUCUACUCUUUAAUCUGGCAUAGAAAGUUUAUGAUGUAUGAUAGAAGGGGUUUAAGGCAUUGCCUAUACACUGUUCUAGUCAUAAUGGUUGGUGUGGUAUUAAAUAUUUAUUAUUGGUCUGUCAACUGUUUUAUUUUGUUUUUAUUGUUUUUAGGAUGUUUUACAUGUCUGUUUUGCAGUUGGCAUUACAUGGUAGCAAUGUUGAUUGUGAAUGUUCUAUGUUCUGCAGCUCCACAGAAAUCCCUUGGACACGAGGUGAAUGAGCUCACGUCAAGCAGACUUCUGAAGCUGGAGAUGGAGAACCAAACUCUGCUGAGUACUCUGGAAGAACUCAGAAGCACAGUGGGCUCCACAGAAGGCACGAAUGCAAAGAUCCUGAAAAUGGAGAAAGAAAACCAAAGACUGAACAAAAAGGUAAUUGGUGCAGAAUGUACGAAAUUAACCGGCUUAUUUAAAACAUUUCCCGGCCAGAUGAAGACGACAUAGGGUUCUCAGGGGGACACAAAGUCAGUCAUUUAUCCACGUAUGUUUUGACCUAUUUAAUACUUCCUCGUGUUGGACGUGGCAGAGAUACCCAUUUGCCAAGUUCUUGGACAGUAUUAACAUUUGUUUUAAGUGGUGAAUCCUGCUGCUAACUGGUUGUGUUUUGCUUGUUUGUUUUUUAUGGGUUUUUUAACGCUGUUAUAAACCAAGUAUCUCAAUCCUAGUUGUGAUAUUUGUGUGUAAUGCUUAUAUAACGCAUUAAAACAAGUCAAUUUAUCGGACAUUUUGCUUCACACCAAAUGAUGUGUGUGAUCUGUGACAUUGCAUAUAGCACUGUCUACGUAGAUUUUUUAGCAUCUUCUUUGGUGCUCUAAUCAAAGAAAAAAUAAAUCUGUUUAGUUUUAUUUCAUACUGGGGUGGUUUUUCACUAACAUCUUAACUGUAGUGAACUGAGAUCCAAAUGGCAAUAAUUUUGGCUAAAACAGCCAGCAGCCAAGCUAAAGGUGAGAUGGAGACUGUGUUAUUAUUAUUCCAAUCAAGUGUUUACUCUUAAAGGGCAAACUUUCUGUGGAUGUUUUUUUUUUUUUUUGUUUGUUUUGUUACAACUUACCCCCAUCAGUACUUUGUUAGCUGUCUUGUCACUUUGCACCCCUUCCUCUCCUUUACAUUGAAGUCAAGCACAUGUUGUGAUAGGGAAUUGGAAGGUGACGCAUCACUAAUAGCAAAGUGUUUCUGAAAUAUAAUAAAUGCGUUGGAUUCCAUUUCUGUCGCAAGGUCGAGGAAAGUAACAUAUCUUCACUUUCUGCAAGGACAAACUGUUCUGGUACUGUUUAGACUAUUGAUGGUUUUUGUUGUGUGUUUUGGUGUUUGUUUUAGCUUGAAAAACUGGAGGCCGAAAUAAAUCACGAGAGGCAAAGCAUUCAGAGCAGCCACAAUCUGAGUGAUGACCUCAUGAAAGAAAAAUCACAGCUAGAAAAAACCAUAGAGAUGCUUCGGGAGAACUCUGAGAGACAGGUGACCAAGUACCUUCAAGUUAUGUAAUCUGAUUUGCCAAUUGCAACCCAAAACUGUUGAAGUAAAAAAAAAAAAAAUUUAAAAAAAAUCUGUAGUCAAAGGAUGUCUAGGUUUGGCAGUAUGCCUCUUUGUAUUGCAGUGGACAAAAUUCUGUGAUUUUUGCUCACUGAACGUAAACACUUACACCAAAUUUAUUGUCAUAAAUUGGCAAACUAGUUUUAAAAAAUAAAAUAAAAAAGCAGAGAUGGUCACAGCCUUAGAACUGGGAAACACAAAUCCCCAUCACACCAGCUCACCAGUAAGUGUCCCUGGGCAAAACACCUAACAAUACAUAUCCACCUACCUCAAAUUCUCUUGUGUUGUAAGCAUGUUUAAGCAGGGCUUCCUUCCCCUGGAAAAUUUUCCCUUUUUAUAAUUGUAAAGCUCUGCAGAAUGUUAUGCUGUUUUAUAAAUGCUAAAAUAAAAUAAAGAUCCUAUUAAUAAAAGGUAUGCCCCCUGACCCCCUCCUACUGCAUGAACAUUUUACCAAAUGCUAGAGACACAUUUCUGGCUAUAUAAUGCUAGAGAAUGCACAAUAAUUUGAAAGCUGUUUGUGUUUUUUAUUUAUUUAUUUAUUACUUUAUUUUUUUAGGGUCCUUAAUGUCCUAAAGCAAUACUUUUCUAACCUCAUGUACGUAAAUGGUUAAGAGUUUAAUUGCUGGUCUCUUUCUGAUGAUCUGAUAUUUCAUGGUCCGUUCACCUCGGUAGUUUAUGCACGUCCUCUAUCUUUCAUCCUUUUUCGGUUGCUUUCUUACAUUUCGAAGAGCUGUUCCUCUGAUAUGCCAUAUGUAGAUGAGAGCAGAUGCAUACUGUUCUCGUUUUCUUGAUGGAAAAUGGCGUGCAUCAAACUGGCAGUAAUUCACUCUCUUCCCUCCCUGUCAGUCAACCUCUGCUAAUUCAUGUAAUUAGAUGUAGAUUCACAUCAAUGGAGGAGUACUGUGAGAUUUAAUGUCCUCCAAAACCAGUGAUGAAGUAAAUCUGGAUGGGCAGCAGAGCUUCUACAAAGUUUUUAUCUUGCUAUUAAAAUUCUAAUCCCUAUUCCCUAGGUUUGGGUAUGAUUUUAUAGGGAUGAUAAACUUCACAUGACUGCUGAAGCCCCAUUAAACUGUAAAACUGUAGGCUAUUUGCAUCCCAUUAACCUCUAGGUAUAAGGGUGACAAGUGUCCCUCUUCCACACAAUGUUUGUACCUUUAUUGUGCCCAAAAGUUCUAAUGGUCUAGACGAAUGGUGGUUGCCAAUCCAGUGCUCACUCCCACCAGUCCAGGAUUUGGGGAUUAACCACUUGUGUCUAAGGUUCUUUUUUUUUCUUCUUCUAAAAAUGCCUUAGACACAACUGGGUAAUCCCUAAAUCCUGGACUGGUGAGGGGGGAGGUGGUACGAGGACUGGUUUUGGAACCACUGGUCUAGGACUAUUAGUGUGAAUAAACUAGAAGAUCAUACACAGUGAAGCAGAAAAAGAACUCCACCUUGGACUUGAUUCAAGCAAUAAGUUAAAAAGGUGUGUGUGUGUGUUACAUAAAGGUGAACCGUGAAUUGGGAAUGUAAUACCAUUUAGCCAUUAUUCAAGACUGAAGAUUGACUGCUUUCAAGUGUCAUGUAUGAACAUACGGGAACCAAGAGAACGCCACGAUUCACGUUAUAAAAUUUCAAGCUUUCUUAGUAUUUAUGAAGUAGACACAUAAUACAAUUUGUUGUAAAGUUUUUGUGCUCCCCUGUGAUUCUGUAUUUUGUGCCUACUUAUCUUGGUUUCUGUAGUUCACACACUGCUACACGGAAUUUGAGACCUCCGGAAUGGUAAAUUGUCUCAAUCCUACAUAAUUUGGAUGCAACGAACGUGUGUGCUUUAGGAUAAUGUUUACUUUGCUUUAUAAAUGUCUUUAGAACCCUGACCGCAUUAUUUUUCCCUAAUACAAGCUUCACAAUUCUGUAUCAUUUAUAUUACAUGGGUUUUUGUUUGUUUUUAUAGAUUUAAUGUUUGGAUUUUUUUUUAAUCUCGGGGCAAUAUUUCACCUCUAGAAGCAUAACUCCCACUAAUUUUGGGCUGAUCGGUAUGUGUAUGUCCUUAAAUUUGAAGCAAUUUCAUAUACAAAAAUGUUAAUCUUUUUUCCGGUACUGCCAUGCAGAUCAAAGGCCUAGAGCAAGAGAACGAGCAUUUGAAUCGAACCAUCGCUUCCUUGAGACAGCGUUCCCAAAUUGGGGCAGAGGCGAGAGUCAAGGAUAUUGAAAAGGAAAAUAAAAUUCUGCACGAAACCAUUAAAGAGACAAGUGGCAAAUUAAACAAGAUAGAAUUUGAAAAGAAGCAAAUCAAGAAGGAUCUGGAACAUUUCAAAGAGAGAAGUGAGAAAGCGGAGGAACUGGAAAAGGACUUGCACAGAGUACAAAAAGAAAACGAACAUUUGCAAAAAAAGAUAACCAGCUUAAAUAUAAUCUGUGAAAAGGCAGAGUCUUUGGAGCAAGAAAAUUUAACCUUAGAAGUUGAAAACCGAAAGCUAAAAAAGACUUUGGAUAGUUUAAAGAAUCUUAAAUAUCAGAUGGAAUCACUGGAGAAAGAAAACGGUCAACUUGAAGAAGAAAAUUUAGAUUUACGGAGAGCUGUAGAAUCUCUAAAGAGCACAAACAUCAAAGUAGCUCAAUUACAACUGGAAAACAAAGAGCUAGAAAAUGAGAAGGAGCAGUUAAGGAAAUCGAUGGACCUCAUGAAAGCAUCUUGCAAGAAAACCGAGCGUUUAGAAGUUAGUUACCAAGGGCUGGACACCGAAAACCAAAGGCUGCAGAAGGCACUGGAAAACAGCAAUAAAAAGAUUCAACAGCUGGAAAAUGAACUGCAAGAACUAGAAUCUGAAAAUCAGACCUUGCAAAAGAAUCUGGAGCAGCUAAAAAUCUCGAGUAAGCGGCUGGAGCAGCUGGAGAAAGAGACCAAACUUCUGGAGCAGGAGACUUGCCAAUUAGAACGCGAUAAAAAGCAGUUGGAAAAAGAGAACAAGAGACUGCGUCAACAAGCAGAAGUUAAAGACACAACCCUGGAAGAGAACAAUGCCCGAAUAUCCAACUUGGAGAGAGAAAACAAGUUGCUUUCUAAGGAAGCGGUCACAUUCAAAGAUUCAUGUGCAAGGCUGAAGGAGCUAGAGAAGGAAAACAAGGAACUUGUAAAAAGAGCUACGAUCGAUAAGAAAACCCUAGUCACCUUAAGAGAGGUAAGCUAAAAAAAAUGGAGGUUUGAUGCUUUUUUCCUUCAUACAAGUCCUGUUUAACAUCUACAUUAUUACAAUCUGGUCUCCAAAGAUCUUUAGUAGAUUUCCUCCUUAAGAGGAUAAAGUAAAGUCUCUGAGACAUAAAGACUCUCUCCAAAUAAAUGUCCUAAAUCUGGGGGACAGUACAUACGUAUUCCCAGUUCUCUCUUAUUGUUUGAUUUAAUUUGUCCUUUUUUGUGCCAAAGUCUUGUUCCAUUUUGGAUCUCUUUAAAAAAAAAAUUCAUUCAAAAUUCCCUAAUUUAGAGCUUCAAAUGUGUAAAAAGAGGUGCAAAGGCCCAAUUGCUGUAGUUGUUAUUGUGCCAGGAAUCAAACUGUUUUCUAACAGUUUUGACUUACAAUUCAUAACUGGUAACAUUUAUAAUUCUUGCAAACUAUUAGUAACACAUUUCAAAGUUGGGUGUUUUUUUAUGAUCUUCUACAGUUUGAAUUUAUUUAGAACCCACACACUCUGUGAGUGUUAGUAUAAUUUUAUAUCUCUUUCCACCUCCUGCCUAGUCAUAUUAGUAAGGGAGUUUGAAUUAAGGAUAGCAUAGUUAGAGAGCCGCUCUAGCCAAAUUCCUACCAAUUCUGGGCAGCCUUCCCCCUCAAUUAAUAAAUCAAUCAUUUAAUAUAAAUGACUUAAAGCGCCUAUGUCAUUGAUGGAUAUUGGAGAUAUCUUCAUAACCAAUUAUAUUGAAGAUUAUUUGGUUUAUAAAAGUCUCCAGAUCUUUGAGAUGGCAUUUUGUCCCCAAAUGCAUUCCUUCAGGAUUAUGAAUCUUUUAUAUGGCAUUAUUUUUAACAUUAACGGUAAUGGUAAAGGUAUGGUUAGGCUUGGCUUUCAGGGAAGGACUAAUCCAGUGAUUGCUAAAAAAAUAAUGACCUUUCCUUGGUUUAUCUGGAGUACUCUGGAGAUUUCAGUCUGUCUUAAUUCUGGUUUAGAAACCACUAAUCUAUGUCGACAUUGUUUACGAUUCUGGCCGGUAAUAUGUCUGCAGAAGAUAACUGGCUCAGCAUGGGGUUGUACCGAUCAGGUCACAUACAGAAAUCUGCUUGAUCUCCCUAUACAUCUUGCAAAUAUUCAUGAGCAUUAACAGCAGCCUAAUGUAAUAUAAUUUACUGUAUCACAUAGAUUAAUGCAAUUUUUUACUUCUAGCCAUACAUGAUCUAUUUUAGUGUAAUAUUGUUCCUUAAAAAGAGAGCAGUGUGUGCAUCCAGUAUUCAUGAUGAUAUACAGAUUCCUGAUGAACUGAUUUAAGAAAACACUAUGGGGUCAGAAACACAAACAUGUAUUCCUAAACCCUAUAGUGUUAAAAACACUAUUUAGCCCCCCUUGCCUCCUUAAAAAUAGUAAAAUCUGCUGCUGGCUCUGCCCCCGAUUUGCCACCAUGGCUGACAUCGUCAGAAGUGAUGAUCUCUGUCAAUCACAAUGCUUUACCAUAGGAAAGCAUUGGAUUGGCUGAAAUGAUAAAUUCUGAUGAUCUCAGCCAAUGAGGCUGGCUGGAGGGUGGAGGGAAAUGCUAUCCUGGCCAAUCCGCAUUUUCUGCAUUGAAUCAACGCAUCUCUAUGAGGAAAGUUCAUUGCCUCCAUGCAGAGGGUGGAGACACUGAAUGUCAGUCACACUGUGCAGCACUGCCCCAGUAAGCUCCUCUAGUAGUUAUCUGGGGAGUUACCAGUGGAGGUAUCCCUAGGCUGUAAUGUAAACACUGCCUUUUCUCUGAAAACACAGUGUUUACUGCGAAUAGUCUGAAGGGAAUAAUUAUACUCACCAGAACAAAUAUAAUGAGCUGUAGUUGUUCUGGUGACUACAGUGUCCCGUUAAUGCUUAGAUUUCUCAUUCACGAUACAGUUAUCUGUAACAAUCAUUCAGUGAAAUUCCAUAGAAACACUACGUGAAAAGAAAUCUCCCCUCUGGACUGAAGAAAGAAUUGCAGCUUUCUCCUUCAUUUUCAUUAUUUUCUUCUUUUUUUUUUUCUAAAAUCCCUGAAUUUAAGGGAAAUCCUGAAUGUAAAAAUAAAAAGGAAAUGAUGGUUUGUAGUAGUAACAAGGAAAAUGUAUCCGGUUAAAAGAAAAAUAUUUAUGUUUAAGGAAGGAAGCUAAGAGCACAACUGUUGGCCAUUCUAAUUCAUCACAACUGUUUGAAGCAGCUGUCCGGCUUUGAGUUGUCAUUCUAGUAAGCUGUCCGUGGGUUGACGUUGGUGCAGUUCUCCAAUAUAAAAUAUUUGGCACACUGCAAACUAAGGAAAACCAAAUGCCUAAAUAUAACAAAUCCCAGAUAUAAAUAUUCCUUUGCAUAAAGUUCCAUAAUGUACAUAUGAAAAAUAAAUAAUUUACUCUCUGCCAAUGUGCUUUUGUUGUGGACACUAAAAUUCACUCAUUGAUAUGUGCAAUUAGUUGGUGGGCUUUUAAACCUGGCUCGUGACUUUAGAGUUAAACACAAUGACAAAUUAAGCAAAAUAAAUCAUAACUAUUACAUUUCAACCUCCAAGGUUUAACAGACCUCAAAUUUCUAUGUCCACAUACUAUCUACACAUACCUGCUCUGAACUACUAUUUCCUGCUGUUAGUUUUCAAUACUUUUUUGAAUUUUUUUAUUUAUUUUUUGUACUCUAAUAUUUCAGUACUGUGAACAUCUGCUGUCUUUAAACCUACAGGAUCUGGUGAAUGAAAAGCUGAAAACACAACAGACAAAUAACGACCUUGAAAAACUAGCUCACGAACUGGAGAAGAUUGGGUUAAACAAAGAGCGCCUCCUCCAUGACGAACAGUCUACUGAUGACAGGUAAAGGGUCAUUUACGCACGGCUAUUAUACAGCCGAAUCCUUGACGAAGAGCCAGAAGGGUCCAUCUGCAUGUUCUCCUGAAGUAGUAAGAUAGCUGUAAUGGACUCCAUAAAAGGAAGAAACGACGUGACUAACUUCCUGGUUUUUAUAUGCAUGUUUGAUGAAUGGUAGACAGUGGGGACCUUUUGUUCUGGAAACCUGUAUCACUACUUAAUAGAAGUAAGACUAGAGUCACAGUACUGAGCAGGAGCAUAAUUAAAAAUCUGGAAUAGAUUGGUUAGAGUGACCACUUAAAGAUUCACUUUAGCAAAGACCUGCAUAAAUAAUACUCGUACAGGCUUUUAUUGGUCAUUUAUGGUGGCGUGUGCUGGUCAAUAUUGUGGAACUAUUGCGGGUGUAUAUCCUUUGAUUAGUGCAUUUUGAUGACAUAAGCACAUUUCCAUCACUUAAGAACUAGAAUCCAGUUAUACCUUGUAUGUUCAUAUAUCUUAUUCGAUGACCUAGCAGAUGAAAUGAACAAUAAAUUGGGGAAAUAUGUUUGGUGGAGAUUUGACCUCAAUAAUAACCUCUUUAUUACCAUUAAGUAGUAUGUGCCAUUUUGUAAUGUCUUUAUUUGAUAAAGUUCCAUAGAUGGAGAACUUUGAAAUGCAAGGGAUCCAUUUAUCAAACUUAUAGAAUUCCAAAUGGUAAAUUAAUAUUAAUUGUUUUAAUAUAUGUUUGAUAAUUCCCUACAUUCUCACUGGAGUGUGACUAACUGCCAACAGCCUAAAUAAAGGCCAAAGGGAACACAUUUUUAUUUUAAAUUUUUUUGAAAUCAAUAACUUUAAACAAUGCUUUUAUUGACCUUGCUAGAAGGUGUAAAUAUUUUAGUGGCUCUAAAGCAAGGUUAAAUAUAGAUAGCCUUAGACUCCUCACGGCGGUUUGUAACACACAUUGGAUAAGUCAUUUAGAUUUAUUCAAUUCUAUAAAAAAAAAAUUAUGCCAAUCUAUCAUUAUUUGAAGGAAUAUUUUUUUUGAUGUUCUGCAUGCAUGCUUGCGGCUAUUAAAAAUGCAAACGCCUUCCAUCUUGUUCAACAGCAGAUAUAAGCUUUUGGAGUCAAAAUUAGAAUCAACCUUGAAGAAAACUCUUGAAAUCAAAGAGGAAAAAAUUGCAUCUCUUGAAGCUAGAUUGGAAGAGUCGACAAAUUUCAACCAGCAACUUCGCCAAGAACUUAAAACUGUAAGUGAUGGGUCUUUUCAGAUUUAUUAAGCUUUACUCAUUUACUCAAAUUACAUUAAUCAGUUAAAGCAGUUAUUUAAGCAGAUUAAUAUUAUUUAACUAACAAAACUUUAGUUAAUUUUCCUCUAAUUCCCAGUUGAAGGUUUGACUGUGUUUUCUAGAGUAGGGAGCCAUCUUGAAUCUCUUUUUACAAUUUAAGUCGAUAGCAAGCAAUUAGAAUCUCUCAACAAUCCACUGGAAAGCUUAAUAACAAAUCUUUAUCGAGCAUUUUAAAAACCAUUGAACCGUUAAUAUAAGAUGAAUACACUAUAUAGUCAAUGAUAAGGUACGGAAUAUACAAAUGCUUUUUAAAUGGUAAAACUGUUAAUUUCUAAAGUUGUCACUAAUUGUGGUAGAGCAAUAUCGGAAUGAUAAAUCCUUUUAGAAAUAAGAGGUUAUCCACUUUACAAACAGAGUCUCAUAAUGUGUGAGGUUUGGUUGCUGAGCUUUAUAAUUAACAACAGCCCUCAAUAUUUUAUUAUCAUCUCAUCUUUAACUUUCUCAUAGGUGAAAAAGAACUACGAAGCACUUAAGCAAAGACAAGAGGAGGAACGACUAGUUCAGAGUUCUCACAGGCCUGAAGACGAGCAUAUGCCUGUGACUAAAUGGGAGAGGGAGAGUCAGGAGACCACAAGGGAGCUUCUGAAAAUCAAGGAUCGCUUAAUAGAAAUUGAGAGAAAUGUAAGCUGUUUUUGUUAUAACUUUAGACUCCUUAGCGGUUCUGUUUAGUUCAUAACUAAACAUUCUGUUUAACUCAGUCUUAAAUUUGUAACAUGGAAUAAUCGUAAUAGAACUGAAACUUGAACAAAAUACGCCUAUAUGUAUCACGCAUUUCCGCACAAGCCAGUCUAGAACGUUCAACACAUUAUCGAAGGGUGUCCGACUUUAUUUUUAAUUAUUUGGCUUGACAAAUUGAAUUGAUUUUGUCAUUUUUAAUGGUUAUGAAUUUCAGUAAAGUAUUGAAAUUAAACCAUGAAAAAGACAACGGUAACAUAGGUAACACAGUAAUUUAGGGUGAACAAACGUAAGUCUGUUAAGCUCAACCGUUGUACGUAGGGCUUAUAUAGAUUUUCACCAACCAGCUACUUUAUCAAUGUGAUGGGAAAGGUACAUGGUAAAACACAGAAGAAACAUGUCUUCAAGGGGGUUAGUGCUUUGGUAGCUGUAGAUACUAAAUGAUGAUAUAUAGAAACUCUGUGAGUGAAAGCUAAUUAACGGUAAUAAAAAGAUGGGCUUUCAUGUACAUUCUAGGUGUGUAUACAGACAAUUUUGUCCAAGCGAUCACUGUCCGUCAUGGUAUCUUCUUCUUUUUUUUUAUCCCAUUGAUGUUACUUCUCACAUCAACAUACAACCAUCUCCUGUUAUGUAACUAUAACUGAUGCCUAGUCUGACAUUUCCUAGAAAUUCUAACUUCGAAUUUCUCUCCGUGUCUUCCCUCUCUCCAUCUCCUAAAGAAUGCUACUUUGCAGGCAGAGAAGCAAGCACUGAAAACACAGCUGAAACAGCUGGAAAACCAAAAUGACAAUUUACAAGCACAAAUUUUGACCCUUCAGAAGCAAGCGAUUUCCUUACAGGAGCAGAAUACAACUCUUCAGACACAGAAUGCUAAACUCCAGGUAAUAUUUGUGGGAAUGUAAUACGAUCAUUAUAUUAUAAUUUAGCAGAGCUGUCUCAGACUAUCAUGAUGCUCCUGGCAGUUUCUUAUUCGUUACACUGUUAUUGAAGAAUGUGUGUAUUACCAAGGCCAUUCAAAAAGAUUGCACAGAGGCAGCUAAAGAAGAUACAUGGCAGUUUUUACAGCACAAAGCCACGUUUCACGUCCUCUCCUGCCUCCCUCCAUGCUGCUGUGGGCCGGUGAGGUAGAUCUUUGAUCCUCCCACCGGCCCAUGGAGGCUUAGAGCAGAGCCAGCGCUCGGAUAGCGCCAGCUCUACAUGAGCCGACAGGGGAGAUCCUGAGAUCUUCCCUGCCGGUCUCAAUCCAUAGGCGUUCCGCGGGGAUUAGGGUGUGCCCAGGCACACCCCGUGCACACGCCUAUGUAUGUGCAACUGUUGUCAUGGUCAAAAACACAAUGUGUGCUAUCCUACAACACUGUAAAUGGUCUACAGCUGACAGACAUGGGGAAAAAAAACUGUUUUAGAUCGCAACCAACCACCAAAUUGAUCUCUCUUAUAUGCUGCACAACAGGCCCCCAGAAAUUUACCUUUCUUAAAGCAUGGGAACGGAAACUAGACAUUUCACUUCCAGAGAGUAAUUGGCAAAAAAUACCUAUGGCACGCAAAAGCUUAUCAUUGUGCACCUCCCAUAUGGAGCUCGCAAGAAAGAUUUCGUACCGAUGGUACCUGGUACCCACACAAUUAAAAAACCGCAACCCGGGCCUGUGUGAUACAUGCUGGCGCUGCCUAUCAGAACCAGGGACGAUGACCCAUAUCUGGUGGUCGUGCUCAAAAAUAAACAAAUUCUGGUAAGACAUAGAAGAGAUCAUUCACGAGUGCUCAGGAAUGCAUUUACCAAGACUCCCUGAAAUAUACUUACUACACCUUUUUCCAAAGGGUCUUGCCAAAGACCACAAAUAUCUUAUUUACCAUAUAUCCCUCACCACCUAUCCCUCACCCCAACCCUCACCCAUGUUGCUAUUGUUAUGAUACCACUUAUCUGCAUAUAGAUAACACUGGUUUAUUGUUCGUACAGCAUGGACUAUAGAGAACCAUAUGUCAUGUUACUUUGAGUACCUUAUGAUGCCUAAUGCUGUUUCAGACUAUGUCAUAUUCUUGUAUUACUGUACACCGGUUUUGAAAAUUGCAACAAAAAAAACAGAAAACUGCAAUGUGUUAUAUUACAGGGCUAAGGGGACAGAGACACUGCACCCAGACCACAUCAAUGAGAUUGUGUACAUGGUGGGGGAGUACCCUACCACUGACCCUCCACACAUCUCAUCAGUGUAUGGAAUGGGAAAAAAUGAGAUGUCCUAAACUUCCAUAAACAAUAUUAUCUAAAUAUGAUUAGUUUUAGUUAGCCCAAAUGUUUAAAAAAAAAUUUUGUUUUAAAUGGCCUAGUUUCAUCAGGAUGGUUUGUAUGGGGCUUUGAGGCUACAAAAAAAAAGCAAAUGUUAUUUUAAGUUUUACAUUUUUCUCAUUUCCUUUUCCUUGGUUUGAGUUGCUGUUGUCACUUUGUACAGCAGAGUUUAAGAAAAAGAUCAUGAAAAGCUCUUGGCUCUAAGCAAAAUAAUAUAUGUAUAUCUGGUAUAAUGUGUGCGUAUCUUGUAUUUGCAGGUUGAAAACUCAACUCUUAAUUCGCAGAGCACAUCACUUAUGAACCAAAAUUCCCAGCUCCUUAUCCAGCAGUCUAGCUUAGAAAAUGAAUAUGAAUCCCUUGUGAAAGAACGAGAAGAGCUGAAGUCAAUGUACGAUCUGUUGGUUAAAGACCAUGAGAAACUGGCACAAGUGCAUGAGAGUCAGGCAGCAGAGUACGAAUCUCUUAUCUCCAAGCACGGCAGCCUUAAAUCUGCACAUAAAUAUCUGGAAGUGGAACACAAAGACCUCGAGGACAGGUACAUGUGAAUCUGUGUUCCAAACAAUUCUAUUGCAAGUCUGCUGUAUACCGCAACCAAUCAUCACACAGCAUUAAUUAUCGUUACUUUAUAUGGUAAAAAAGAAAAACAUUACAUCCUACUAACAUAUUGUCCAGUGCUACUCCAUAAAGCAUUACUUUUAUUUUAUUUAGUGUAGUUUUAUUUUGUAUUAUGUAGGGUAGAACCUAUAUUCCCCCCAUCUAGGUCAUGGGUAGGUGACAUUCGGCACCCCAGAUGCUGUUAAAUACAUUUACCAUAAUCCUCUUGCAGCCAGAAUGCUAUAGUCCACAACAGCUGGAGUGGUGAAGGUUGCCUGCCCCUUGUCUAGGUGCUGUUGGGCUGUUUGUAUGUAAAUGCGCGCAGUGAAUGGAGUUGUGAUUGUUAUGAUGUAUGUUUUUGUUUGUUUGUUUUCCAGUUUGAGUUUGUGUUGUUUUUUCCCUAUAUAAAUAACAUGUAAGCUGUAUUCUUAGUGUCCUGCUUCUCUGUAGGUCCCAACCCACAUUUAGAUUUUUCCAUUAUUUUGCUGACUUAUAGACAGAGUAACAGAAGCACAGACUAGGCUGGUUAUUGGCGUACAUCCCCUCCGCGUCUGCCGUCUUUCAGAGUGCAUUACCUCAGCACUUGUAAUCAGUUUAAAGACUCUUAUAAAUCACAGUAACAAAAGAAAAUGAAUGCUUUGAGUUGGUGUAAUUUCUUUUCUUGGAUUGAACACUGUAUUCGAGCCAAAAACAGCAUUAUUACUAGUUUGUUGGAAGUUAGGACAGUGUUUAGAACAAAAACCCCUAUUAUUCUAUUUUCUCUAUAAAGGUUGCAGCGAUAUAAAUGUAAUGAAGUCAAAUUUGUCUGGACAUUCAUUUAUUUAUUUACAAUUUGGGUUAUUACUAAAUCCAGCCUUAUUUUCUCGAAACAUCUAAAAUUUAUUAAAGGACAAGGGUACAUGGCAAACUAUAAUUUAUUGGGUCUCUGCCUAUUUAUUUGUUGUUUUUCCUGUUUUUAUCUCUCUCGCUCUCAUUACAUCACUCUAUCAGGCUACAUCUCUUUCUUUCUGCCACUGUUACAGUCUCUCUUUGUCCCCUGAUAAUUUUUUCACAAUUUUUUUUAUCAGGUACAACCAGUUGCUCAAACAAAAAGGCCAAUUAGAGGAGCUGGAAAAAGCCCUUAAACUGGAGCAGGGAAAAAUGCUACAGGAAAAUAAACAACACGAAAUGUUAUCCUCGGACUACCAGAGACUUACAGAGGAACAUGAGAGGUAAGUAGUUUUGCUUAGAGUAGAGGUGGUCUUCACUUUACGACUGACCUGUUUAACGACGACUCAGACUUACGACCAGUUCUCUACAUUCCCCACAUUAGAGAGCUGAUCUAUACAUCGAAAAUAACAUAGACAAGUGCACCAGAGAGGAAAUCCCUCAAAUCUAUGUUCAGGGAACAUUCCUGGAACAUAGAUUAGAGGGAUUCCCUACUCUGGUGCAUUUGUCUAUGUUCGGGGAAAUGUCCCCGAACAUAGACCUGCACUGGUGCGCAUGCUCUGUAUCUCAUUCUCACUUACUGACCAAUUCGUUUUACGACCGAUUUGUAAGAACAGAAACCAGUCGGUAAGUGAGGAGCGUCUGUAUUUUAAAAAAAUAUAUUUAUUUAUUCUUAUGGAAAAAAAUAUUUAGUUUUUGCUGUUUUUUUGUUUGUUUUGUUUUAUAUACUAAAGAGUUGUUAAUGACCCAGUAUGUAUUGGUACCUAGACAACAUUUUCAGCUAGUACAAAUAAAGUUUUUAUGUUAUCAUAAAUUAAAAUAUGAAAUACAUGCUUCUCGGUGAAUCUACUUGUGUCCUAUCUAAAUACAACGGCUUGUUUUUUUGAUUGUGUUUCUACUUCUGUUUGGGCAUGUGCCAUACAAGUGUUUCCGUACUUCCCAACUUUUCCGAUUGACAAAGAGGGACAGUUUAAUUUUAGGGAUGUAAGUGAAGAGGGUGCAGUCAGGGUCAGGAUUGUCCUGAGAAUUUUUGGGUGACUUACUAACCGUUAAUGCAGCUAAAAUGUAAUUUAGAACAUGAACAGUGCAUCUUACUUUACACAGACUGGUCUUUAAAGGACCACUAUAGGCACCUAAACCACUUCAGCUCAAUGAAGUGGUCUGGGUGCCAGGUCCCCCUAGUUUUUAACCCUGCAGCUGUAAACAUUGAUGGUUAAUCCAGCCUCUAGAAACUGUCUCCCUGACACUCAUUAGAGGCCGCUUCCGCAAUUCUAGACACACUGGAAGUCCAUUGAGUAAUGCUUUCCUAUGGGCAGUUUGAAUGCGUGCUCGGCUCUGGCGGGGGCAGGGGGAGGAGAGGUCACCAGCGCCGAGGGAGCCCGGCGCUGGAUUAAGGUAAGUGGCUGAAGGGGUUUUAACCCCUUCAGCCUAGCGGGAGGGGGGGGGGGACCUAAUAACCCUAAAGUGCCAGGAAAACAAAUUUCUUUUCCUGGCACUAUAGUGCUCCUUUAAGCACAUUUAUUGUACUUUAAAGACAGAGUAUUAUUGCUGUGGAGCUCUGUUAUACACUCAAACAUCAACAAUAUGGAGCUCCUAGAAAAGAGGGACAGAUGGAUUCAGGCCCAAAAUAGGGACUGUCCGUCCUAAAUAUAAACACUUAGGAGAUGUGCAUUUGUAUCUAGAGCAGCGAUAGACAACCUUCAGCACUCCAGAUGUGGUGGAUUACAACUUUCAUGAUGCUUUGCCAGCGUAUAAUGGUUGGGAAAGCCUUAUGGUAGAUGUAGUCCAUAACACAUGGAGUUUCUCUGUGAUGCAUUUGAGUGAGGGGUAGAGCUGCAGUGAUAUACUGUGAGGGGCCAGCCAGUGAGACGACAUUAAUACUGAAUAAUCCGUUCUGUGUAAAUCUUGAUGGAGUAAGAGUGAGAUAUACAGAGAUAUAAAGAUGGGUGUGCAAGUGGAUGUGGUGCCAGUCAUAAAAGAUGCAAUGCAUGUGAGAAUGUCAAAAUAAAUCUAUACACCACGAAUCCUCCAAUCCCCCAAACCUAUCACGGCAAUGAGCCGUUUGCUGCCAUAGGUGCUGUUUCCAUCAGGACUUGGUACUCGUAGUGUAACACUUUGCUAAUAAUGCAUCUCAUGCUGGUUGUUUUCUUGCUUAUCACAAUAAAUAAAUGUAGAAUCUCCAGCAGAGAGCAAGAAGGCCAGCGGGACGCAGUGUCUUACACGCGUGUGAUUUAUUUAGGAGCUUAUAUCAUACAGCUGCUCUUUCCUUUGGCUUGUAAACCACGGCCUGAGUCAUAUUGAAUAUUUCACAUAAAGGGAGAGGAGGAACGACAGGUCACUGGCCACAUUUAUAUACAGGAAGAGAGAAAUAAAUGUUCUGUCUGUGUCUUUUCUAAUGUUUCAUGGCUUGCUUUGUAAAAACACGGUCAUUGUUUUGGUUUCAUUUUGGAUUUAAAAUAAUAUAUUGCUUUUGAUGUCUGGGUUUUUUUGUGGUAUUUUUUUUGCCAUGUUUUGUUUUCUCCGAAUCAUGUCUUCUUUAACCCUUGAAGGACCAAAGGUCCUCGAUUUGGCAGUUCCGUGUAGUAUUAAAGCUGUUAAUAAAGUGGGUUUUUCAAUUUUUGAAUACAAUCCUGUGAGAACAUGUUGUUCUGAUGGCAUAGAACCAGGGAUGGGCAACCUAUGGUACUCCAGAAGUUGUGAACUACAUCUCCCCUGAUGCCUUUCCAGCAUUAUGGCUGUUAAAGCAUCGAUGGAGAUGUAGUCCACAGCACCUGGAAUGCCAAAGGUGCCUCUGGCAUACACUGUCAGUAGACCCUAGUAUUUUUGUUACAUCUUUGCUUGCAUGUUUUACAUGACUGGCAUUGCCUUAUAUUCCACAUUAGCAGGCUAGACAACUUGUGACUUACAGAAUUUGGUGAACUUUCUGUCCCACAAUGAAUGGGUCAUGCAGAGAAUUAGCUUGUAUUUACAUGAUGUAGCUGCUGUAACUGACUUUAGCUGGGACUGGUGGAGAGGAGAUAAACCGUAGCCAGUCUCUAAACUUAAAGAAGCUUGAACUGUGAUAAUCAGAACUCCAAAAAGGGAAUUGUUUAAUCAAAACUACCAAGAAACCACUUUUAGUUGUUAAACAAAAUCAGUUUGAUUAAAUGUAAACAAUUUUGUGUGAUUAGGCUAAUGAAGUAAAAUUAUAUUUAAGCGAGCAAAAAAAAAAAAUGAUUUACGCUCUUUAAACCACUUUCAGUUUCUUUUAAUGUUCUCCUAUAUGAUCUUUUGGUAUUAAAAAUAUUUUGAUCAAAAUGCUUGUUUUGUAUAAUUCAUAAAACUGUAGGCUAGUUUAUAAAUCAGGCAUGUGCAUAAUUUUCAGACAAAUCGAAAAAUAAAUUAAGACGGAUACCUGUUAAUAAAUUAACAAAUUUUGUUUGGUGCCAGUCUGUCAUUUCUUCUGAGCGCAUGACUAUAAGUACAAUCAGAGCCCUCUCGACUUUCCUUCAUCUCUGUUGAUCCCGCCCUGACAUCCCCACGUCCGUAUAUUUGUAAUAAACCCUCCGUUUAUUUUUUAUUUGUUUUUGUUUCUUUUCUCUAAUACAAACUGAAUCGAUCAAUGUACUAAUUCCAGCAGGAUCGAAAAUUAUCAGGCGAAACGUUAAUUCUUUCUGUGCACGUAUCUAGUAUAAGUGAUCUGCCAUUGAGGUUAAGAGAACAUAGGUGUUCUUGUGAAGUGUAUUGUGUUUCUACUGAAAAAAAAUCUCUUUAUUCCUUAGUGAGGUGAAAGUAACUGCUAUGUUUUAUCUUAAACCUGUGCGUGAUAAAUGAGUUCUCCUUGGGGAGUCUGCGCCUUUAAAUUCAUGGCUGUACCACCAGUAAGCAGAGCUACAGAUCAUUUUAAUUAAACUGUGUGUUUGGCUUGCUGAGAUUUCAUGCCACAUUUGUAGAACAGGCUGAACCUUCUAAAAGGAAAUGUGUGCCUCCUAAUUUAGCCUUGUGCAAAAGAUCUGAGGUCUUUUAUCUUUCCCAGCAUGGGUGUGAGAUUAGGAAUUCCCAAUUGAGCUGGAAUGCAUGAUCCAUGUUCAAGAAGCAUUACAUUCCAAAUGUAAAGAAAAUAAUGUAGUUCUAGUUUUAAGUUAUAAUGUGCAUUCUAUGAACAUUUAAAAAGAAGAAAAACACUGAUCGUACAUUUUUAUUUCUUUUUUAAAACAGUCGGUAUAUUUCCCAGGGUUGCACAAUUUGAUUUUAAAUCCCUUAUUAACCAAUUACAUGAUUUAUUUUUUUCUAAUUCUAUGCUGUAGAAGAUGCUGAAAGUCAAGUUUACUAAAGUUACUGUAUAUUUUACAUUUACGAGCUCUGAGGAGUCGAUAGUUCGUACAGAAUUCACAGUCUGAUGUGUGUAAAAUACUAGUGUUUCCAUUAAAGCAACUCCUUAACCAAGGGGUCCUCAAACUGUGGCCCUACAGAUGUUGCUGAACUACAAGUCCCAUGAUUCUUUGAAUUACCUAGAUAACCAGAGAAUCAUGGGAGUUGUAGUUCAGCAACAUCUGGAGGGCCGGAGUUUGAGUAUCUUUAAACCAGACUUCCGACCAACUUUAUAUGAUUGCUAUGUUAAUGUAAAACACGGCAGGGUAACAGAAAGUCCAGGUCGAGAUUAUUAUGGUGGGUUCUAAGGCCCACCCAAUAUAAACUUAGCAACUCUGGUCUAGAAGACAAAAGGUGAGAGGAGUUUAGAUGAAUAAAAAGUUUGGCAUCCCUCAUAUUGAUGUAUUGUAUUAUUAUCAGUCUUGUUUGGUUCUCUCCUAAACGUGUGAUAUGUGGUCCAAUGUCUUUUUAUUUUUCUGUUUCUGAAUACGUCCAGGCUAAACCACACCUACAGACAGCUCUUGCGAGAGAAUGAAAGUCUCCAAAGUGACCAUAAGAACAUGAAAAGUUUGCUAAACAACGGUAAACUGGAACAUACCAGGUUAGAGGCUGAAUUUUCCAAACUAAAGGAACAAUAUCAACAACUGGAUAUAACGUCCACUAAACUAAAUAACCAAUGUGAGGUGAGAUUUGGCGGAUAUUACAUCUCUGUAGAUGCUUUGUCUUCUACAUAUGACAAAACAUACUCAUGAGUUAAAGUGAAUAUGUAACGCGUCCUAUUCUAAGGAAUAAUGGGAAAAUCUUUAUUUCUGAUAAAAGGGACACUCCCAGUCUCCACUCCUUCAAAAAAUUGUUAAAAACCCACUGAUUCAUAAAAGUGUAUCAAUUAAACUGUUAAUAGCUCCUGACUGAUUCCUCUUCUGCAAAUGUCACUAGUCUAAUACUAUCCUUACCUUUUUGUGUAAUUUUACCCCACUCCCUCUAGCAUGUAAGCUCAUUGAGCAGGGCCAUCAACCCCUCCAUUACUGUGUGUCCAACUUGUCUGGUUACAACUACGUCUGUUCGUCCACCCACUGUGAAGCGCUGCGGAAUUUGAUGGCGCUCUAUAAAUAUCAUAAUAUUAAUGUUCUAGAGUAAGGGUUGUCAAACAUCCAUAAACAAGCUAUUCUCCAAAUUCAGGUAUCAUCUCUUGUCUCUGCUAUAUUCUGUUCUUCAAUUCUGUUUCCCACAUGUCCCAUGUUUGGUUGGACUUAGGUUUUAUUUUUGUUGUGCGUGUAACUAUAUAAUAUAAUUAAAAUAAAGUGAUAUAUUAUUUAGUUCUGUGGAUUCACUUCCAGUGGAAUUUGGAUUUUGAAUGCCACUUUUUAUUCAGUAUCUAUAUUUACUACUUUUUUUUUGCACAGCUUUUGAGCCAGCUGAAGGGAAAUUUGGAAGAAGAAAACCGGCAUCUCUUAGAUCAAAUACAGACAUUAAUGUUGCAGAAUAGGACCUUGCUGGAGCAAAACAUGGAGAGCAAAGAUCUUUUCCAUGUUGAGCAAAGACAGUACAUGUAAGUACCAGCAAUGAGCAUUACUAUUGUGUCUGGACCAUUGUGACUGUAGAAAUGUACUGAUUCAGAUCUAGCGCACCUGUUCUCCAAACUUAGACUAGGCUUCUUCUUCAGAGAACAUUGCGUCAUAGUUGGGACAUGAUGGAAGUCUUUUCGUUAGCCUUAGGUUAGCCAGUACGAAUUUGGUUGACAAGAUGCAUCAAUGUCUCCUGUGUCCACUAUUAUAUAGUUUAUCACUUUAUAUUUUAAGUUUGUUUGGGGUGGGCACUCUUCACCUACUGUUCCUGUAUAGCAAACAUGUUUUGUUGAAAUUGAUAGUUGGUCUUGUUUAGCUAUAGUAUAGCGGUGGGGGAGUAUGUUGGCGCUGUAAUUGUAAUUAGAUAUAUCUCAUUUUAGAGCCUUUUCCUUGCCUUUUCCUAAUCCUAAUUCCUUUUCCUAAUCCUCAGUAUGUUGCAUAUAUUUUCUUAAAUGUGCUUCAGGAUACAAGAGAGUGUGAGGUUUAUCAUUUGUGGAGCAAAAACUGUUUUCAGAUGGACCAGCUCUGAUAGCUGUUAGAUGGAGAUGAAUGCUGGGGUAAAAACAUUGUAAGUUAUUAUUUUUGUAGUGAUAAAUUGAACGAGCUUCGCCGUCAGAAAGAAAAACUAGAAGAGAAGAUCAUGGACCAGUACAAAUUCUAUGAGCCAUCUCCUCCAAGAAGGUAACUUAAUAAAAACUACAUGUGAGAAGUGGCCUGAAUAAACAAAGCCUAAAUGGUUAAUAAAUUCCUAAUUUUGCACGAUCUAUCACAAUGUUUCAGGAUCAGUUCAUUUGAAAUUAAUAAUUUAUUGAGCACUAUUUACAAAGCUAACGGUCUGUUUUAUAAGGGGCAAAGCCCCAAAAUGGUUAUAAUCUUACAUAGCUCUUUGACAAUAGCUCCUGUUAUUGAAAACUCUAUAAAUGUAUAAAGUCACAGAGCUCCACAUGUCUGAUGUGUGUGAUCUGAUCACCGAACUCCCUAGCAAUAAAGUGUGGUGUGCAUGCAUGCAUCUCAGAGCUCCCCAGCAAUUAGACUCAACGUGCAGUGUGCGUGAAUGUAUCCCAGAGCUCCCCGGCAAAAAUGCUCUCUGGAAUGUGCUGGGUGGGUGUUGGAAUGUAUCACACAGUUUGUAUUUAUCAUGUACUUUUUGUUUUUAUUGUAAAUCAACAGUGCAUUUAAAAAAAAAAAAAUUAUAAACUUGUCUUUAAAUUAUCUAAUUUGACAAUACGUUUACCAAUGUGCCCAUUUUUUACUAUCUGGUAUUUUUUCCCAUACCCUUUUUUAAUGUUUUUAUGUAAAUUUACCAACAUUAAUCAAUUAAUUUCACCUCUCUAACAUCCAUCAUCACACUGCAUUUGGUGGGUUUCUUUUAGUACACAAAGUUAUUACAGGGGUCCGUGUUUGAAUGGAGUUGAAGAGGUUGCAGUUGCUUGAUUAUAUGGGAUUCGGGGACAGUGAGCAGCUCACUUAUGUUUAGAAAUGUUUAAGUUUUAUUUUUAAUGAAAAUGUCUUUUUAAGAAGAGGAAACUGGAUAACGCUAAAAAUGAGAAAGCUAAUCAAGUCUAAGAAAGAUGGCAAUCGAGAACGUCUGAGGUCGCUCACACAUGCACCUUCUCGUUCGGAGUCCAGCGAAGGGUUCCUACAGCUUCCUCUGCAAGACAGCCAAGAUAGUUCAUCUAUUGGUUCAAAUUCUCUCGAGGAUGGACAUCCACUCGGUGCCAAGAAGAGCAGCAGUGAGUAUUAUGGUUUUGUCCUAUUAUCGAUCAUACAUCGGUUUCCCUGCAUUGAUUGCUCCAAGCUAUUGAUGAAUGAACCAUUGGGCGUCCAGCUGUUAUAUCAGCAUGGGAAACAUAGUUCUCAAAACCCAGACAACUAACAGUUCCCCAUCACAGCCAUUGGACAUCUAUCAGGCACUAACUUGAACUACUAUUCUAAUGAUGCUUUGUGAGACCCUGACUAAAAAGUCCUCAUGGGACACUUAGUCAUACACAGAAUUCAUAACUCUAUCUUCCACUAUUCAGUGGGUGAAUAUAAAUAUAUAUUUUUUGGUUGUAAUUUUAAUGAAUUCCUAAUGUUAAUAUAUAUUGCCUUUACUUCAAAAGCCACUUGGAAACAUGAUCUGUCACUAUCUUUAUCACCACUCUGUGCCAAUCCACUACUGUAGACCAUAUAUUACAGUUUAAGGGGUUACUCCAACCAAUGAUUUGAAGUGGUCAUGGUGGUAUGAGUAUGUAUGUGCAGUGUUUUAGCUUGAAACACUGCACAUACUGAGUAAUUUGCAAUUGUUUGCUGGGAGCUUGUUGCACCCCCAGCACACAUUACAUUGGCAGCCGAGAACUCUGUACCGGGCUGCUUAAUGUCAAUUCUGUGCAUACAAUAUGUGUCAUCAGUGCGCACUGCACGCUGCCAACAGAUGUGAUCUUCUCUUGGAGGCAGAGCGUCUGCAAGCGGAAGAUUGAUCUCCCUCGCAUGUGCUCUGAGCCAGCAAAAUGGUCCAGUCACCGGCUUCUUCAUGAGAAGCCUGUGAUUGGACCUGGAGCAUCUACCAUCUUGACACAAAGAGGCACGGAAAGCGGCGCUGGAUUCUAGGUAAGUAGAAGCUUUUUUACUUUUUUUUUUUAAAGCAAGGGGGGACCUAAAUUAUUAUGCCCAAUAGGGCACGUCCAUUGUGGGGAAAAAUGGUUAGAGUAACCCUUUAAAGACACCUUACAAUGUCGAUGUAAAAUGAAACAAUGAAGAUAUAUAGGGUAAAUCACGAGUCAGGAACCAUCCAGAUGACUGUAAGACACUGAAUGCAUUUAAGAUGGCUCUCAAGUGACGGAGGGGUAUUUAACAUAGAUCAUAGGUACAUCCAUUUGGUUAAUUAAAUGAUGCAAUGAUGGGCUCAAACCAACAUUUCUGCAGUUAUUGUGAGCAUAUAGAUAAUGGUGUCCGUUAUUUGGUUGGUUCUUGACUUUUAACUCUACUUCUAAAUUAAAACGGUGACACAUCUCUGUGUCUAGUACUCUAUCUGUAUUAUGCGAGGUUCAAAGGUUCCGUUCCCAUCCAGUCUUUCAUCCCUCCAAACUUGAUAAAAUAAGUAACAUUUAGUUGGGUAAGAACAAAUAUACGCUGGUUAUAGAUUGAAACUAGCAACAAAUGUUAUUCUACUCUUUUAUAAAUGUAUGUAUGUAUUUAUAACAAUGAUGUUUGUGUUUUCCUUCAUAUUUUAUUGUACACAAGGCUACUGAUAUACUGUCUAUAUUUAUUGCUCGUGUUAGUGAGGUAUUGGAUUUUGUCUAUUUUUACAUAUUGUUAAUGUACUCAUUUUCUGUCUUUGGCAUACAUAUUAAUUGUUCCAGAGCAAUGUAUGUCAUACACAUAUGUUUUAUAAUGUGGAUCUGCUGUGUAAUCAGUACGUUAACUUGUUCCUCAUGUGUAAUCUACUUCAGAGUUUUUUUUUCUGCUUUUUGAGGGAAUUCUUUUUAUGUCUUUGUGUGCGUUAUGUUUGCAUCAGAGAUAUUUCUUUAAGGAAGAAAAAGGUCACGUAUAGACAAAGUCCAGAGGAUGUUAAUCAAGCAGCAUUGUUUGAUAGUAACGUAUCUAGAGUGGAAUUGUCACAAUUUAGGUUCUAAUAAUUGAUAGCGUGUUUGUUAGUAAAAAGUUAGACUUAUAGUGUUGGGAGACCGUAAACAGAUGAAUUUAUAAAAUUAAAGGGACACUAUAGUCACCAAAGCAACUUUUGCUUAAAGAAGCAGUUUUGGUGUAUAGAUAAAGUAUCUGCCAUUUGGGCUUUUGUUUCUGUUUAUGCAGCCCUGGUCACAUCUCCCCUGGCUGUGACUGACACAGCCUGCAUGAAAACAAAAUAUCAUUUUCAAUCAGAUGGUAGCUUACUUUAAAAGUUUUUAUCUCCUGCUCUUUAAAUUGAACUUGAAUCACAUACAGGAGGCUCCUGCAGUUUCUAACAAUCUAUUAGCAGAGCAAGAGAUAAGAAAUUCUAAAUUAAACAGAAUUUGGGAAAAAAGGAAGUGUAAACAUUAGAUGACUCUGUUUAGGGAGGCUGUGCAAGUCACAUGGAGGACAGUGUGCAUAAACAAAGUGAUUUGGCUCCUUAAUGACAGAGAAUUGAGCAGUGACACUGCAGGGGCAUGAUCUAUACACCAAAAUUGCUUUGUUAAGCUAAAGUUGUUUUGACGACUAUAGUGUCCCUUUAAAUUACCUCUGCAGACUGAACUGGGUGAGUGCUACAGUGUUAAAUAGUUUUAAUUUUACUGCUCAAUAUGCAAAUACCUACCUUUGCUGUGAUUUCCAAAAGUUGUGUUCGUUCAGGGAGAGAAAUCCAAAUGCGUAUAUGCAUCUCCAGAACACAGAGGUGUGAAAUCUGGGCACAAUAGGGAGGGGCAAAGAGUGUGCAUGUCUGUGAUUUUGUUGCUUGCUGUAUGUAAAAAUCUUCUCACAGAUGUGUGUGAGACAGAUCUCCUUGAUAGAUCUGCCAUCUACACUCACAGCUAAAGGGAUUCUGUUAUACAUAACAGGAGAGUCCUGUUUUAAUGGCUUAUUUUGUCUCUACAUUCUGCCGUCCAAAUAAUUAUGUAAAUGUGUAUAUAUUGGCAAACUUUUCAAACAUGAAAUUGUUGUGUAGUUCCUGGCAGGUAAUUGGCAACCGUGAAUUUACUGGCCCAGAAUCCUCUGCAAAUUGCAAUUUAUUUAUUUCUAAAAUAUUUUACCAGGAUGGAUACAUUGAGAUUUCUCUCGUUUUCAAGUAUGUCCUGGGUCCACAAAACAUUGGAUUGUUACAAUAGGAGACAAUAUUACAAAUAUAUAAUAUACGGGAUUGCAGCAAUAGCCAGUUUAGCUCUUUUAACACGUCACAAUGGUGGGUAAAGUAAUUAAUUAAUUACAUUCUAGUACAAAGCGGCAGAAUGAAAUAUAUAACAUAUUAAGUUUAUUAAGGUGGGUUUGCGAUGUUGGUGCAUAAACGACACCCCCAUAAUCAAUGACCAGCAUUUGUUGCACUAUCUGUUUCCUUACUGUAGUGCUUAGGCAGGAUUUGUUUCUGUACAUGGCACAGAGGCGGGCUGGGACAGGGGACAGGGAGGCAAAUGCCCCCCAAGCCGCCCUAAAUCAGUUUAAAAACGGCCGCCUGCAUCACCAUCACCCCCCCCUCACACCAUCGCGCCCCCCCCUCACACCAUCGCGCCCCCCUCUCCCUCACACCAUCGCGCCCCCCUCUCCCUCACACCAUCGCCCCCCCUCUCCCUCACACCAUCGCCCCCCUCUCCCUCACACCAUCGCCCCCCUCUCCCUCACACCAUCACCCCCCCAUUUUGCAAAAGAAUGUCGUGGUCUACUGUGUCAAAUGCCUUGGUAAAAUCAAGGAAAAUAGCUCCAGUUAGGUCUCCUUGUUCCAUGCCAGUUUGGAUGUCAUUGCACACACACAUAUACACAAUCAUUCACACAUAAUUAAUUUAAAUUUGAAUUAUUUUGUAUUAUAAUAAUGUCCACCCAGCCUCCCAUUCCUACCUUUGCUGGGUGGAAAGCUGGAGUGGAACAUGAUAACUGUGGUCUCUGAUUGCACAGCUCCCAGCACUCUGUACUGAUACUAGGCACUGGGGUGGCAUCGCAUCCCCGCUCCCAGCCUCAGAGCAGGGUGCUCUGUACACCCCCUUGCAGCCUGCCACCCAGCGUACACCCACACCCCCUGGUUAGUAUAUCUUUACUACACAAAACGUGGUAUACAUUUAUAUCUAAUGUCUUGUUCUCACAUUAUACAAUAUAGCCAGCUGUAGUUUCCACUAAACAGAUCAUUACAUUUCUGGUUAUGAUUCAUGCAAAAAUUACAUCACCGGAAACGUGCUGCCUAGCAGAACCUUGCAGAUGGUUUUAAUAUUCACCAUAGACUCAGUUUCACACCGAAAAUAUAUAUUUAUAUUUUAUGUGGUCUGUCCCUUAAGAAUGGUUCAUAAAGCACUGCCCACGUCUGAGCAGUUUGGGGACCCUAAUAUCAGGCAGGCCAGGGCAUAAUGUUCUAGUCUGCCUUAGAUUAGUGUUGAGUAACACUCCCAAGUGAUACCUGCUGCCAUUUUAAUGAUGGCAUCCUAAGUAGCUGCUACCCAGAAUUGUAACUCCCACCAAUCUCAGGCAGCACGGUAACACUCCCCAGGAAAUUCAGUUCAAAGCCAUACAGUAAGGUGAUGCUUUACUUUUUGUUUUGUCCUACAUAACUAUUUUUAUCCAAAAGAGGCUAGGGGGUGAGUUCUCGUAGGCAUACCUUACAACUUUGAUAUGAAACUGGGACAGGUGGCGUCACAGGUGAUGCCUUUAAUGGUGUCACUGGUGGCUCACCCCACCCGUCAUGGAUGUGGGACACCAGGGACAAAACCAGGGCUCCAGAACUAGAACCUAAAAAUUGUGACUGUUAGGAGGAGCUGCCAAAAGUGGAUAUCCUGUUACAGGAUGCAGAGUAACUGGAUACAACAUAGAUUUGGGGAAGGGUUUGCUUCCUGGGUUACGUAGUGUGCUCACAGGUGUACAUGACUUCGCUGACCCUGUCCAUAAAGACAGAAAUAAAAGGAAAACCGUCAAAGGGCACAUUCUGACUUUAUAUAUAACCAAAAUAAUGCAGCUGGAUUUAAACCUGUUCCACUAAAGAGGCCAUAUACCGAUAGAUAUUUUCUCUGAAAUAAAAGUCUGCUUACACGGCAGUGUCAAGUUUAAUAAACCCUUAUCGUACUUACCCGAUUGCUGCAAUGCUUUCCUAUGGGAAUUUGACUGAGGCUGGAUGUCCUCAUGCAGAGCCUAUUCAUCAGGAAUUAGACUCUAGACAAAUCAAUGGUCCAGGAUUUAGGCAUUUUCCAUACCUGUUCCAGUGGAAAAACUGACUAAACUUGACUGUUCCAGUGCUUUUAGGCUGAGCAUGUUAAUGUAAGCAUCAUUUUUGGUGUGUGUUUUGUUUUGGGUUUUUUUAAAACACACACACACACACACAAAUAGUGCUUACAUUAAUUUAUUUUAAUUAUUUUCACACCACUGGUUGUACAUACCUUGUACGGGUAUCUGAAGGGUGCUUUCGUGGUUAUGGUGCUGGGUACAAAAAGAGGAAUUUUCAUUUAAAGAGGAGGUUAUGAUAUGGUUUAGGAUAGAUAUAUUAGAAUUUGGGGAUUUUAGAAAAGGGUCCAGCAACAUUAAUUUUAGGCAUUGCUUACCAAAUAACUGGUAUUUUAUGUAUCUGUCUAGUAAAAUAAAAAAUUUCACCAAUGCAGUACUUGUUUUUUUCAACAUAUUAAAAUAUCAAAUAAUCUAUAUAAAAAUAUUACAAUGUUAAAAUAAUUUUUAUAAUGUUAAUGUUUUUAAAAGUAUAUCCAAAAAUAAUAAAUUAUUUGGAAAGCUUAUGCAACAAUAUUAGUUGAAACAUUACGGCACAUUUUUGCAAUCCCUUUUCAAUAGUUUAAAGUUCAUUAAAUAAAGCCUAUUUUAAUUUAGUUCUCGAAGCAGCUGGGGCAAUGAUUUUCAGUGAAUUGAUUUUACUUUCAGAGCUACAAGCAAAUUUAGAGAUAAUUAUUGUUGUUGUUAUUAUUAUUAUUAUUGGCAUUUAUAUAGCGCCAUCUCCGUAACGCUUUACAAUAUUUUAAAAGGGGGAAUUUAACAAUAAAUGAGAUAAUUACAAAAUGUUCCAAGAACAAUAGGUCGAGGAGGACCCUGUUUAAGCGAGCUUACAGUCUAGAGGAGGUAGGAUAUAAAAACACCCCAGGAAGGGCCAAGUGGGGGGACACCAACAAAGCAACAUGUUUUAAAAGUAGCAGAAGAGAGGUCAAGAGUCUGGUUUGUGAAAUAGAAGUUGCUCUGGGAGGCCAUAAAGGUUGGUUCAACACAAAGUAGUUAUUUUUUACCUUUUGCCCAAAAAGGUAAAUGCAGAUGUAAAAAUGUAGAUGAUGAAGAACUCUUAAGAAAGUAGAUGUAUAUUAUUUUUGUAUAUAGGGAACUAGAGGGCUUAAUUAGGAUCUGAGCUAAUGGUAACGUUAUUUAAUGCAAAGAACGUAUAUUGAUGUUUAUACCAAAAAAGGGAUUGUGGAAAAUUAACAAUGACUUUGCAAGCUCUGAGACAAAAGACCUGUAAUUAAAAAAAAAUAUUCUCCAACUUGGCAUUUUUGGGUUAAAGUUUCCAAGUACUGGUCAUUUCUCAAUGUCUUCUGUGCUAGUAAACCUUGGUAUGUCUGCUUGAAUAAAUAAUGUUUUUCUCCAUAAUUUUGUAUUUUGAAAGUAAAAAAAUUAAUUUUAACAAAGUGGGAUGUAGCGUAAAAAAAUAAAUCCAUUGGAGAUAAAAAUACAUUUUUUUUAUAAAAUAGAGAGAAAUAUUAAUUCAAACUAGUGGCUUCAUUGUGGGAGUUUUACUAGUAAUCUUUAAUUUUACUACACACUUUGUCACAAGUGCCACUAAAACUGUGCAAUUGCAACAAUAAUUUCACAUAAUUUAGAGUCAUUUGAUUUUUAUUUUAUUUUUUUUAAUCUUCCAUUUUUUUUAAUUAUUUUUUUGUGAUGCUCCUCUUAAUUCCAAGUGUUCUCUGUUCAUUGUGAGACGUCCAUCUCAUGCCAUGUCCAUCCACCCUGGUACCAGUCUGUCUUUGUUUAGGAUUGCAUGCUUAGCUGAAAAUCAGACAUGAUCAUUUCUGUCUUUUGUUUCAGCAUUUAACUUCUUCCAUAUGUUUUUUCUCCCUUCUCUUUCCCAUUCCCCUGUUUUUUUUUUUUUUCCUGUUUCUUCUCGUUUUUGAUUUUUUUUCUUUCUUCCCAUGCUGUGACAUAAGUGGUUGCUCUGAAAAGGCUGCCUUUUAUGAGGAACAGACCGAAGGAAAAAGACAAAAUGAAGGCUCUCUACCGCCGCUCCGUGUGUAAGAAUUUAAAACAGUUCAGUUCUUCUCAACUAGCCGCACCAGCUUCCAUUACUAAUAUUUCACAAGCUUUCCCUGACUGCGCUCUUUAUCCUUCUGUGCAAACUCUGCUCCAAGGACUAUGAAUCUCAAAGGCUGGCAAUUGUCUGCUUCAUGGCAAGGGUGGGGCGAUUGGUUGGCCUCCGUGGCUAACUUUUUGGAGCACCUGCUGCAAGCAAAGUUUCCUGUGAUGCUAAGUCAGACUAAAGUACCAAAUGUAAGCCAUUAAAUGGCCAAUAACCAGGGACAGGCUGUAUGAGAUUACAACUCCCAAGCAGUGGUUGGCUGAGACUGAUGGGAAAUGUAAUCUAGAACAGCCAUGUCGUGCUGCAGAUUUUCUGUCCCUACUUGCAACUACCAUAAAAGUCAGCCAGACGAGCCAGAAAUUGGCGGUGGUUGCAGUUCCGUUAUCGCUGAAAAAUCCUGAGGUUAUUAGGUCCUGCUUUCAUUAUUUAAAAUGAUUAACUGUAUAAUAUAAGCAACAGUAUGUGGUAAAUUAGGAGGCUAUAAAACAAUUUUUUUUAAAUUUUUUUUAAACCCACUUUUGAUUUUAUAAAUUUCAAUUAUUUAUUUUGUUCACUUUAAUGCUUUCUAUGAAUUUUUUUUUUUAGUUAUUUUCAAUUUUACUAUUUUUUUUCAAACAGCAGUGCCUAAUUCAUGUUGGGGUAAUAUUUUUUUUUUUUGUUUGUUUUUUUUGCUUUUUAAUUGUUAUGGUAAAGCUAUAAUCUAUAUGAAGCACCGUUUCUAACACUACGACUUUGUGUAAGCUUUUUAUUCAGUGUUGUGCAAUACACUGUAUUCUUGCAGUAACCUGCACUGGCCAUGGACCCCCUUUCUCAUUGCUAAUUAAAAGAUAACUGGCCUGCUACCAAAGACGACUGCGUCCCAUAGCUGAGCAGUGUGUUACUUCCCUCUUUGGUAGCAGACGGUUUAACAUGCGUCUGCUAGCUUUACCAUGCCCUACCAUUUCAUCAUCUUUAAGCGACAUACCUUGUUUGCAAGCUAUGCUGCUCAUCACUGCUGGAAUAACAUGGCCUUCCUCCACAGCAAGCUUAAAAAGAAACAGUGCAAAAAGCCACAUGUUGUGUGCAACUUCAUGCGUGGCCUAGAUCACCCAUGCUUAUCAUUCUCAAAAGAAUGCAUGUUGUAUAAUUAAGUGGAUUUGUGAGUGCUAGCUAUAUGAGCUGCAGUUGGCUUCUAAUGCUUGAAUGGCUGUAAUACUAAAGUUGGCCACAAGAGACGCUGAAUGUCAUGCUGAUUCAUUUGCUUUCAUUUGCAUCCCAGCCAUGAAUGACCUGGUGCAGUCCAUGGUCCUGGCAGGUGGACAGUGGACAGGUAGUGCUGAGAAUCUGGAGGGUCCUGAUGAUGUUGCUACCGGGAAAAGGAGAAAUGAUUUGGGAUCUAUGGCCUUCUCCACAACCGCUAUCAACUUUUCAACUCUCAACCCGUCCAUGGGAUUCAGACCCAAGCUGAUACCUAAAAGUAAAGGUAUAGGCCGUGCCUUUCAUUUCAACUCAGAUAUGAUCCGUAUGUACAUAAUCACCUUUUUUACAUUUUUUGUUUAAUUUUUUUUGUUUUUGUUUUUGGGGAGGACAGGAUGUUUAAUUUUUUUUUUUUUUAUUGAUUUGCAUAUUUUAUUUUAUUUUUUAUUUUAUUAACCGCAUUUUAAAAUUUAGCAUCUUUCAUGUUAAUAACCAUCUAAUGUAAAAUUAUUUUAUGUGUAAUUUAAUUUAUUUUUCUUCUCAGAUCAUCUGUGUCGAUGAUUAGUUUUAACAACUCAGUGUGGUGGUGGUGUUUUUUUUAUAUGUUUGUUUUGUUUUUUGUUUUUUUGUGUAGGGCUGGAUGAAAUAUCGUUCUCUAUCUAA
Messenger RNA from Pelobates cultripes (western spadefoot toad), 51930 nucleotides. NCBI's taxonomy places the organism in Eukaryota, Metazoa, Chordata, Amphibia, Anura, Pelobatidae. The record is from the annotation of a GenBank genome assembly.